ACACCAUGUGAUCAUAACACACGGGACACACAAGAGGCCGACCUCCUUUUGCAAUUUACUCAUUCACUCAUUUACCCUUCUGCUACAUUGUAUAAGUAAUUACAAUCAGUCACCAUGCCCAUGUGAAUUAAAGGCACACACACAUUAUCAACACACAUUAUAUGUACAUUAAAGGCACACACACAUUAUAUGUACAUUAAAGGCACACACGUUAUAAUCACACUCAGGUUAUAAUCACACUCACAUAACUGAUUAGCCAGAGCCGACUGUCGGUAUUCCUGGAUCUGCAAUAUGUGCCUGAUCCAGAUCCCAUAGCCCUGCGUGCACAUCCUGUAUAUGUGAGUGUGUGUUUGUGUGUGUAAAAUGUGCUCAGGGGCGCCGCCUGCCGCUCCAGCUCCGCAUCUUCAAGCCGAUUGCUGCAUAUCCAGUUGCCACCGCUGCUAUAAGAAGGGAGCGUGUGUGGGGAAUCGCCCGUAACUGCACGUCUCUCCCUCUCCACCCCCCCGGUAGGGAGCUGUGUAUGACAUCUCAACACCAGCACCUUCCCAUCCAUCCUGCUAUCAAGUAGCCGAGCACACCGGGGCUGAUUACUUAUUCCCAAGGAUUUACAAAGCUGCUCUGGAACAAAAAAGGGAGAUAUUAAAAAAUAAAAAUAAAAAAAUACUAAAAGGAAGAAACCAUAAUCAGCUGCCUGCAAUCCGGAUUUACAAAGGGAGAGAGGGUGGUGUUUGUGUGACACCCUCGAUUCAUGUGUGUAUCCUCCUCCUCCAGCUGGCUCUCUGGGGGGUUGGGUGCUGCGGGGUGCAGCGCGAUGAGCAGCUCCUAUUCCAGGGGGGCUGUGCUGCUGCUACUGCUAGCCAGUGCUUGCUGUCUGUUUGGCCGGGCUCAUGGUGAGUAUGCACAGACCAUACUAUGGAUCAUGUCCUCUGCCCACUUGUAUCAUAAUCCUGCCUGUCUUUUCUUCAUUCUAAUUUAACGAGCACUGCGGAGGGGGGAUUAAUAAUGGAACCCGGUCACUUUAUGGGGAUACAAACUAACACUCUGCAUGUCUGUUCUAUAGAAUGACACUGGUCUAAUGACAAGAACAUGGCCAAUUGUAAAGGUCUGGAGGUGUAGUCACAUCUUCUUUUCUAAAUCACUGUCACUGGAUGUGGGUUAAAUGUAAAUGGCCGGGCUUUCCUUUUUAUGCCCCAGACAGCUUGUAGAUUUAUAGCUUCUAAUUCUAUCACCUCGCUAGUGACACACAUUGGCCCCACUUACUAGGGUUCUGUUUCUAUAGUUAAUGGGUAUCUAUGGCAAUAGUCUAAUUUCCCUACUAUUGGUAUAAAUGUAACUUCUAAUUCAAUUAAUCCCACCUGACCUGUCAACCCUGUCAAUGGCCAGUAACGCUGUGAAUGUGAGAGCACAGUGUAAAGGGGAACCUGGCUUCCCAGACACUAUCUGUCCUUGCUUAUCUUUCUGACUGAGUCUUUGCUCACCGUUGGAAGAUCUCCUUUGUCACUGACUUGUACAAUAGAACGCUUUGAUUAGCAGCCGGCACUUUCAUGUAUUUGUGCAGUGCUGGCUGAGAUAGGAACAUGGUUUGCUUCUAUUUCUGUCUCAUUCAUCUUGCUCGUGCUAUAGGAACGUUCCAUGUGGAGGAGAGAGAUUGUGAACUGGAGUAACCGCAGACUUGUUACACUCCUCCUUCUUUUCUUUUUCUUUUUUUUUUUUUUUGAGUCAAAGUCACUUCCCUUGACCCCUGUAAAGUGAUCUGUAAUCACACCUCUUCCACUUAUAGAAACUACUGUCCUUGGUGUUACUGAACUCUAGUCUAAUUUUCUGCAUCCUGGGGAAAAAAAACUGUCUGUUGGGUAACAUCUGUGCGAGUACACUUAAUUUGUUUAAUGCAAACAAAACUUCAUAUUCUAGAUGCAAUUUUUUAUUUUUUUUAAUCCCAUUUCAGACUAGGUCUGUCUAACCCUGUUCUAACAAUGUAUAUUGACCUUGUUUACCCUGAAACAGGUGCUAAGCGUGCCUGUGUGGGAAGCCCUGAUAACAAGUAAUUAGGUAGCCAAUGCAAGGGCAUUCUCAACAAACCAGUUUCCUAGGUCAAUUCCAUGAGCAAGGAGGAACUAGUCACACGUAACAUGGUUAUUAAAGGGAGGAUUACAAGCGGCCAAACUGAAAACUUAACUCAACUGGGUUCGAGAAUUGUUCCAAUUCGACUUUCUUUGAAGUCAACUUUGAAAUGCCCCUUUUGUGAAUAACCCUCCAAACAUGGAAUGCUAUUGUUUCCCAGUGCUAAGUUAAUUUAAUGACAAAGUCAUUCACAUGAAAUCCAAGGGCAAACGGUUUGUUUUUGCUUGUAGACAGAUUUUAUAAUUUUUAUAUAAUUUAUUCAACCAAAAGCUAAAAAGUGUACAAUGUGUUUUUAUAUUGAUAAACAAGGUGAGGUUUAAGCCACUUUAAUAGAUUUGUCCUUCCCCCAUUUAUACAUUGUUGAAUUUUAAAGAGAACCUUCUGUUAGAAGAGCAAUUUAAUUUAGUAAGGUUUAAACACUAUGGCAGUAAAACUUGUUGAUGUAGUAGUUUGGGCAAAUAACAAAAUCCACAGUUGGCUGCUAAGAGGUCACUAACUGAAUUGUCCGUUUAAAAUAAUUAUACUCAGCUGACCUGAACGGAAUGGAGAAAUUGGCCUAGUUAUUACAAGUUCAUUUAUUUGUGACUGUAAUUUGUUCAUUCACCACUUUGUGAAAAAGGUUUUUGUACUUGAAAAUAGCACUCUGCGCACUCUUCCCCUCCCCUUUUUUGUGCACCUGUGCAUUGCUUAAUUAUGAAAACUUUAAUUUUGUCUGUAAAGAAAAGUUAAACAAAUUACAUUUUGGUCACAAUUUUGGGAGUGCCACUAGGUGUUUAGCUUUCUUUUGUGGUUGUUACAGAUUAUAUACAAAAGUACAAGUUCUUAUCACUCAUGAGUUUGAGCAUUGGGUAUGGUGGUCCCACCCCACACUUUGCUACAGUUAACCAAAGAAAAUGAAUGCAUUUUAAAUGAACCUGAAGUGGUGUUUGUUCAAUUAAAUGGAACCGCUUCUUCAAGUAGCAGAACAGCUUUUCGCAUGAAAGCUCAGUGUUUUACGUAAGUUAAGACAAACAUUUAAGUUUGUAGUAAAUUUGCUUGGGAAAGGUCACUUGGUGAAAUUGGCUUGGAGUGUCUGCCAUCUGGGUUUGCUUACAACCUGUCUAGAUCUCAAAGGGUUUUGUGUGUGGUUUUUAUUUAUUUUUUUAUUUUUAUUUUAUUUUUUUUUCCUCCAAAGAUCUCUAGCUUCUUGGCCUAACCUUGUAACUGCUGCUCUAGGUUAAACACACACUGGUUUAUAAAGGUGCUUUCUUUAAUGUAAAGGGUUACAAAGCUAGAUCCCUGGGAAGGUGUUGUAAAGGGUGUUACAUGAAUCAAACUGACUAUUUACUACUAAACAUUCAGUGUUACAUAGUCAGGUGGUUGUACUACAAAAACAAUAUAGUACUUUGUUCUUCUCGUCAAUAACACUUGUGGUAGGAUUAACACAUGACCUUACUGGCACUGAUUCAAUGUAAUGCAAUUUGAUAAAAUGGGACUAAAAUUUCCCAUGUAACCUUGCCGUUUACUGCUUUUCGCAAGUGUUUCAAUCUUGGCUUCAUGUCAAUGAUUGUAACAGGGACCGGGGGGCCCCCCAUGCCACCGGACCACCAGGGAUACAAUCUCCCCCCUCCCUGGACACAGGUAAGCAGGGCGGGGGGAAUAACAUUUAAUUUAAUAUAAAAUUAAUUUGAAAAUGCCCCUUUCCCCCUCUGCAGAUUGCACAUUUACUCACACACACACACACACACACACACACACACACACACUGCAUCCACUCCACUGGUGCACACACACACUGCAUCCACUCCACUGGUGCACACACACACUGCAUCCACUCCACUGGUGCACACACACACUGCAUCCACUCCACUGGCGCACACACACACACACACUCUGCAUCCACUCCACUGGCACACAGACACUCUGCAUCCACUCCACUGGCACACACUCUGCAUUUAUUAUACUGACACACCGCAUCCACUACACAAACAUCCUGUAUUCACAGUACACACACACUGCAUCCACCACACAUUGAAACACUCUGCAUUCACUAUACAGACACUGUCUAAUACACACCCUACAUCCACUAGACACUGCAUCCACUAAACACAUUGCAUCUAGUACACACAAACACUACAUCCACUACUCAAACACACUCUGCGUUCACUAAACACACUGCAUCUGCUACACAAACACACACUCUGCAUUCACUGCACAAACCGUAUCUAGUACACACAGACCCUACAUCAGGGCCGGACUGGGAGAAAAAUUCGUCCCGGGCAUUUUUUUAACACAGCGGCCCACUAGAAAGGGGGCGGGGCAGAGGAGGUGUGUUUUGUCAUCACCAAUGACAAACAUGCCUCCUCUCAAAGUGAGCAUGUUGGUUCAAUGCUCUUCCAGGGCAGACCAUGCGCAGAGCUCUGCUGAAGAGCUCUAGCAUGAGAAAAAAGUCCUGUAUUUGUUCUGCACAGUGCAAGCAAAUUUAAUAACAUGCUUGCACUGUGUUUCCUUGCAACUUGUCUCUGGUGUCUUUAUAAAUGGAUACCAGGAGACAAAAGGCCAGGAAAGAGUAUUGUGCAUGUGUUUAGAGCCUGCUUGUGGUAUUGCGUGUGUGUAGAGUGAGCUGGUCGUGGUGUGGUAUUGUGUAAUAAGGUCGGUUUUAGUCGUGUUGUUUGUGGUGUAAUGUGAUGCAUAUGUGGCUCAGGGACCCCCUCCCACCCGGCUCUGGAAAGGGGUUAAAACUUACCUUUUUCCUGCGCCGGGUGGGGAGCUAUCCUCCUCCGAUCCGCCCCGUCGGCUGUAUGCGCACGCGCGGCAAGAGCUGCGCGCGCAUUCAGCCGGUCGCAUAGGAAAGCAUUUAUAAUGCUUUCCUAUGGACGCUUGCGUGCUCUCACUGUGAUUUUCACAGUGAAAAGCACGCAAGCGCCUCUAGCGGCUGUCAAUGAGACAGCUGCUAGAGGCUUUGGGGGAAGGCUUAACCCAUUGAUAAACAUAGCAGUUUCUCUGAAACUGUAUGUUUAUAAAACAAUGGGUUAACCCUAGAAGGACCUGGCACCAAGACCACUUCAUUAAGCUGAAGUGGUCUGGGUGGCUAGAGUGGUCCUUUAAGAGUGUGUAUGUGUGUGUGUGUGUGUGUGUGUAUGUGUGUGUAUGUAUAUAUGUAUAUGUAUAUAUUGUGAGAGUGUGCUGUAUAAAUGUUAUUGUGUGUGUGUGUAGGGGGGGGUAAAUAAAAAAAAUAAAAAAUCAGUCAUUAUUUCCCCCCCCUCCCUUCUUACCUUUAGCCUGGGAGGGGGGGGACCGGCACGCGGGGAGACAGUGUUCCCUGGUGGUCCUCGUGGGUGAGUGAACUCUAGCCUGUGCCAUGGCAACGCGCCGGAUCUCGCGAGAGGAUCCCGGCGGAGCUGCAAGUUAGAGCUCCGCCGGGUCCUCUCUCCAGCCUGGCUGGCUCCCUCCCUCCCUCCCCGCCGGCGGCCGCUUGUGAGCCGGUCAGGGAGAUCCUUGAUCUCCCCACCGGCCCGUCGUGGCAAACAGCGGGGCCGGCGCUAGGAGAGUGCCGGCCCUGCAUAGACCGGCAGGGGAGAUCCUGAGACCUCCCCUGCCGGCCUCGGCCCCACGGACACCGCGGCCCACCGGGCAUUUGCCCGGUGUGCCCGAUGGCCAGUCCGGGCCUGCCCUACAUCCAUUACACACAUUCUAAUUCACUUUCACUAUACAUACCACAUUCAGUCCUGCAUCAUUGUCAGCGGACUAGGUGGGGGGAUUCCAGACCUUGCCCUUUGUCAGGGGCACCAAAAUUUCUGAUGGCGGCCAUGACUUGGUCUACACGUAAACUGAGAUAGAUAUAAUAAUUUUUUUUUUUCUACUAAGCAGUGCAUCUAGGGGAAAUGUUGAAGGCAAUUUAAAAAAAAAAAAAAUUUGUAUAAUUUUUGAGUUUGCUUUGAUGUAAACAGCCCUGACAUGCUCUGUGCAUUACAAAGGAACACCGUAUGUAGUGUUUAAAUGAAAAUGACAAUUAUAACCACUGCAGCCUGCUGUAGUGGCUAUAAUGCCAAGAAUACACUGGCAGUCUGGCACCCUCCCAGAUUUAGUGAAACAGUUUGCAAAUGUUGCCUCAUCAAAGAGAGCCGGAAGCUCCUUUCACUGAGCUAGCCUGGGACUCCAUGGUUUAGCUCACUGGCUGAGUGAUCAGCUGACACUGCUAACGAAUUGGCUCCGGGGCCAGAUCUGCAUAUUGUGCGCUUAUAAAAUUCUAAGGUGCCCCCUGCUCCCCAAACUAAUAAAAAAAAAAAAAGUGUUUUAUUAACAGGACAUUAGACCUAAACAUUCAUAUAUGACAAUGGCAUAUAUAUGCAAGCAUGUGCAUACUUCUAACAUUAUCUUUAACACUACAUAUAUUUGUUACAAGUAGAAGUAGUUGUGGUAAAGGGGGUUAAGGUUAACAUCAUAGUGAAAUUACAUAGCGUGAUUAGUGUUUGAUUAACUGCUCAAUAGGGGUUAAAAUUGUGGUAUAUGGGCUGUUUAGGAUUUAGUUUAGUGGUGUUAAAGUUGGCAUUUGGGUACACUGUGUGUUUUUAGACUGGUUGGUUAGGUUAACUUUAGGUUUUUCUGGAGUAACUUGCAAUUAUGUGUUGCUCUAAAAACACAUAAUCCUGCUACACUGGGUACGCAUUUGGAAAAAAUAAAAAUUGCCCCACAAUGGUAAACAUUUUGUGAGGUAGUUUGAACAGCAAAUACUAGAAUGCUCAAUUAAAUCAAACACACAUAGUAAAAAUGGAAAAAUUGAUGUGGUCCUUAAGUAAAUAACAAGCAAAUGAAGCUUGGUCCUUAAGGGGUUAAUUGUUUAGUGAAUAAACACACUAUUGUGUUUACAUUGACUGCAGCCCAGCAACCAUGGGUAGAACUGAUUAAUACAAUGACCGCUUUCCCAUAAUACCCAAGGGGAGUGGUGGCUGAGCUGCAUUUCCCACAAAUGCCAAACAUACUGUGUAUAUAGACCUCAUCCUAAAUCUUAAUUUGCAUAGGUAAACAUCAUGACCCGAAUACACUCUUUUUUGCAAGUUAUAGAUCAAAUGACAGGUGCAGAACAUGACCCGCCAGGCACGCAGUUUCAACAUAAUUCAAAGUAUUUAAAUGUGGAUGUAUAUUUGACCAGUUUAUUUUUGGCAUUACAUACUUCAAUUUAUGCUACGGGCAAAUAAUUGAGAGGCUAUUGAUACAUUUUUAGGGUUGGGUUAAGGCUGGCGGUUUAUAGAAUAGUUUAAAAAUAGUCUAGCUUCCAAUACAAUCUCUCUAUCUGCAUACUAGUCUCCAAUCAUGUGUCUUCUUGCAAACCUAGUCCAAAACUGGCAAAAUAUUUUUUUUCACUAGCUACUAUUAGACUUGUGUAAUAGUGCAUGGUACCUCUUAGAAACAAAGUUUUGCUUAAUUGUGCGUCUAGUAAACUGGCUGCAACAGUGUCUUCUUUCUUUCUUUCUUUCUUUCUUUCUUUCUUUCUUUCUUUCUUUCUUUCUUUCUUUCUUUCCUUCCUUCCUUCUUUCUUUCCUUCCUUCUUUCCUUCUUUCCUUCCUUCCUUCUUUCUUUCCUUCCUUCUUUCCUUCUUUCCUUCUUUCCUUCUUUCCUUCUUUCCUUCUUUCCUUCUUUCCUUCUUUCCUUCUUUCCUUCUUUCCUUCUUUCCUUCCUUCCCUUCCUUCCUUCCUUCCUUCCUUCUUUCCUUCUUUCCUUCUUUCCUUCCUUCUUUCCUUCUUUCCUUCUUUCCUUCUUUCCUUCUUUCCUUCUUUCCUUCUUUCCUUCUUUCCUUCUUUCCUUCUUUCCUUCUUUCCUUCUUUCCUUCUUUCCUUCUUUCCUUCUUUCCUUCUUUCCUUCUUUCCUUCUUUCCUUCUUUCCUUCCUUCCUUCCUUCCUUCCUUCCUUCCUUCUUUCCUUCUUUCCUUCUUUCCUUCCUUCUUUCUUUCCACGUGGUUUGGGAUAAAUUUCCUAAUGCAUUGUAACAAGUGUUAAUUGGUAGUUUAUUUUUCUGCAGUCACCUUGGAGUAUCUUAUAAUUGUUUAGCGCUUCUCUUGUCAUGUAGUGAUCUGACAAGGAACUGGUAUUUGGCCAUCGUUGCCAGAGCAACACUAGCUUGCUAACCCAUUUUUACUCAAACUACCUAAAUUAUCAAAUUCUUGAAUAUAAACCUAGAAUUAGGGCAGUUAUGAAAAGCACCGUACAUGAAGAACUGUCUGCCCAGACUGAGGAAAAACUAGAACUCUCUGAAACUGCUUGAAUUCUCUGAAGCUGCGCAGCCAGUGGAAUUGCAAAUGCAUAAAUGUCAGAUAUGAAUAUUAAAUAUUUUACAUUUACUGUCAUGGUGUGUCCCUUUUUUAAUCUGUUUUUAAUACCCCUGGCCAUUGCAUAUUUCUGUGUACCCAACAUGGUACAUAGAAAUGUAUUUGACUUGGUUUAGUUUCAUUUAUAUAGUGUUGUGACUUAUCGAUUUGGUGGGGGGGAAAACAAACUUCCCACUUAUCAGCCAACUGUGUGACAUAGUGCUGGUGUAGACCUCAAUGUCAAAGAACUUACUGAAAGUAGCGUGCAGGAGAACCCUUGUACAGGUAGUUCUCCUGCUCUCAGCACAUCAACAGAUGUCACCUUUAAACAACAAAGUUUGAAAAAUAGAUAAGCUUUUAUAUUCUAUAUUUUAUCUAAAAUAAUGUUCAUUACCUACAGGUGUGGUUUUCAGUUAGGCAUAACAUUUUGUAUUAUAGUGGUCCUAUAGUUUUGUAAUGACUUUCAGUGGGUUAACUGUGAUUUAAAGAAACACUAUAUAGUCACCCAGACCACUUCAUCUUGAAGUGUUCUGGAGCAGUAGUUCUGUCACUUAACCCUUCAAAGUAAAACAUAGUAGGCUUUUUAUUGAAACUGUUUACAUUUCAGGGUUAAAACUACCUCUAGUGGCUGUCUUCCUGAUAGCCGCUACAGGUGCUUCCUCUUCCAGACAGAGGAAAACUUGGAGCACUACAUUUGGCUGAUCUUGCCUAGUUCCAACCCAUUGUCUCGAACGAGAUGUAAUGGAUUGGAGACUAUGGGUGAGGUCUGCUUGGAUGCAGACAUCAGUCUCUGGAGGCUACUGCAGAUGAGUCUUGGCACUCUAAAUGAGGUGAAUCAUUUUUAAUCUUGCACAGCAGAUGGGUGGACAGAAGGGAACCUAUAGUCCCAAAAUAAUGCUUUAAAAGGGGUAUGUGUGUAUACACACACACUAUGGGUUCCCUUUAAAGCUGCUUUGUCACCCCCCUGCAAAAAGAGUAUUUCAGAACAAUAAGUGAUGAAGUACUCGUAUUGACUAUGUUGGAAUUUCACUGAAAUGCCAAGCCAGUCAAAAGAUACUGAGACAAAGUAGGGAUUCAUAAGCCUGACACUUAUCAAUCACAAGUGAUGGCUGCAGGGAAAUCAGCUAUAUGCACUCACAGGAUCCUCCAUAUAGCUCUGUUGUAAUCUUGUGCAUGCUGGAAAAGGAUGGCAGUACACUUGAGGCACAGACUCGGGUAGGUAGAACUUGCAUUUGCCUGCUCUCUUGGCCAACGGACCUUCAGAUUACACAAUCAGUGGUCUUUGCAAAUUAUGUAAAGUUCUCAGAUGGUGGCAGUGCCACUUCAAAAAGACCUGCACCCGGUAUUUGUUAGGCCUUUGGCAACUGCGCACACUAACUUACUGUAGCACAACAUUAUGAAUUGUAAGUGUUAACUGUAUAAGAAUAGUAAUAUACUGGACGUACCCAUGUUACAAUAGUAGACACGUUGAUGCAAUUUUACAGACGAAGAAACUCAGAAUGCAAGUAUACUAUGGUAAAUUUAACCCUGUGUCACGGGGGGCCACUGGGGUCAUUAAUAAUAACCCUGCAAAAAGAUUGAAAAAAACAGACCUGCUGCCAAAACUUAAAAGUAGAAUUAAAAGGAAGGUGAAAAAACUAGGACCCCUACCAAGCCUGCAUUAGAUCAGUCCUCCCUGUUACACAACCAGUAUAGUGGUGAUCAGAAACAUUAUGGUCCAGCAGUGUAUACCACCACACCUUCACAUGGACCUCCUUUAAAAGUCCCUCAUCCCUCUGGGCCUCUCCAGAACAACUAAGAAUUGGCAUUGGCAGUAUAUUGCAUGGCUUUACUUUUUUAUUUUUUUUUAUUAAUAUUGUCCUCUCAUCGCACUACAGCAUGGUUUUAGUGGUUAUGGUGCCAGGAGUACCCUUGUGACACCCUUUUGUGAGAAGUCAGAUCACUUUUUGAUUACUUCUUACCAAUGGUCUGCCAGGGGCUGUUCCCUGCCUCUACUACAAUCUCCGGCAAGCCAGAAAUUACUCAGAUUGAACCUAUUACCUCACCAGAUCCGGGGGGAGAGGCAACGGGGCAAUCAGAUCUCCCUCCCUGGUCUGCAGGCACAGUGCUAGCAGCCGGCAGGGGAGGGAGAGAGGACCCGGUAGCUCAGCCUGCAGCUCUUCUGGGUCCUUCUCUUGCAAGCAUGGAGUGUUGCCACAGUUACCACGGCAACGCUCCGGAUCUCUCACGAGUGAACUGUAGCUACGGGCUAGAGUUCACUCUCACCACUGGGACCAUCGGGAUCGAGAAAUGUCCCCCCUCCCUCAGUAAAGGUAAGAAGGCACUUAUAAAAAAAAAAAUUAUAAACAAAGCACCCCCCCUACCCUCCUCACCACAUUCACACACUGCCCAUACACAUACCUUGCCCCCACACACCAUACAUUCACACAUUGUACCACUCACACACACACCACUGCUCCUAUGCCCUACUACAGCCCUAUAUCCUAGCAGACCCCAGGUAACUUGUCAAACUGUUCUUAAACGGUUUGACUACUUACCCUGGGAGGAGGUCCCGGCACCAUAAUCACUACACAGAGCUGUAGUGGUUAUUGUGCAUGAAUUAUUUCUUUAAAUCUACAAUUGCCCCUCCUGAGAUCAGGCUCUGGAUCUGCCACUGUACCUCACUGGCUGUGAAUAAAUAGUGGAUUCUCUCAGCCAAUGAACUAACCCUGCUUAGGAACUUCUGACUCUCUGUAUGAAGUGAAGGGGAAGAAAGAUUCUUGCCGGAGGAAUAUCACAGUACACAGCAGUAGCAGCACAUGGUUGCAAGAGAAACUUUAAAUUUUUGUAUUGUCACUUGUGACUAAUUCUUCCUCCAACGCCUGCUGUUCUGCUGUAUAAUAUUGAAUGCAGAAUGCCCUUGCUGAGGUCACUAAAAUUUUAAAUUCUUCCCUUAUCUGACCCAAAGUCUAGAUUUGUUAUAAGAAGCCAUCAGCUUGUGUUUUUAGAGAAUAUGUAAAAGUCUACAUUGGUACAAAAUGUUCUGGAAACCUGAAAUAAAGCGUGUAAUUUGUAACUUACAGGUGACUGUUGACGUUUCCUUUUACAUUUUAAAGCAAACAAACCUGAUCAGAUACUGUCCAAUGCCAAGUGACUUAACCAACCGUUGUCUUUCAAGGCAGGAGGGUUAUAGUCAAAUAGCAAUAUGUAACCUGUAGAUAAGAAAAAAUUGAAAAUUGCUACCGGCACAUCUGUAAAUGGGAGUUACAUAUUGUCUGUAGCUAUGGAUUGGUGGCUCCUGACUGUCACCACACAGUAGUAGGGGCAGGAAGAUUCCUCUCCUCUUAUAAGAAUUUGGUGCAUCCAUUUCACCCAUAACUUUUAUAAUGCAUAUGUUUUUACUUAUCAAGUUUCCUUCCUAUAUGGAAUGAUACAAUGUGUAUAGUGGGGAUUAUUCAGUACUUUUUGGCAGAGAGAUAUGGCUGUGAGGCUUUAUUUAGCCCGGUGAUUGAUCCAUGUGCAACUAGAAAAUCUUGUCGCAAUGGAAUUUGAGUGAUCUUGGAAAAAGUACAUUAUUUAUAAAAUGCAUUCACCUGUAUACUUCAACACAUGAGUCUGUCAUUAUUGUUUUGCUUUGUGAUGAAUUGUUUACUCUGGCGAGCAUUGUGAACCUGAUGUGCAUGCACGAUGAGUGCCAUGUGCAUUUAAGCUUACCUAUAGGAAAGUAUUGAAUAAAUGCUUUACUGGUGAACAGUCAUGUUGCGUGACUGUUUUACUCGUUCAUUGCAGCAAGGCGCCUACACUGCCUAUCAGUGUAGAAGCCACUGGGGGUGUUAAACCAUACAAGGUAAUCCUUGCUAAAUGAUAUAAAUGAACACUGCACCCAGGCCACUUUGAGAUAACGUGGCCAUGAGCACUUUAGUAGUCCUCUAUAAAGAAUCAAAUUUGAUUGCAGGCUUGAUAUUCACAAAGGAAAUCGAGAAAAUUAUUCUAGUAUAGUCACAAGUGCUCUGAAGGAUCAGAAGUCCCUGGGGAUUGAGACAGAUCAUAUUAAACUAAACUGCUAUGAAGAGGUGAGUAAAAAUACCAGUGGAUGGUCUGGCAUGAUCCACAUAGAUUUUGCUACAGUCCACUGAUAAAGGAAAAUGAUUUUGCACUUUCAAAACAGGCUUUCAGCUUAAUGGGAAAACGUACAUUGAGCACAAUUUGGUUUGUGUCAUGGGUCCACUUAGUUUUAAAAAUGUCAGUAUUUGAAGAUCUGACUAAAUUGGCUGGCAACUUGAAAAUUAUUUACAACCAAAUAAAAUUUUUUUUUUUUUUUUUUUUUAUAUACCCUUUGUAUUAUCUGGGUGUAAAUUAAAAAUGGAUAAAAUGAAACACUCCUGCAUUAAAGAGAUCAUAUCACCAUGCUUUCUGGCUGCUGAAAAAACAUUUUAUUGAAUCUGUUCAAAUGAAAGUAACACAUUAAUUUGUUACAAAAAGACAAAGCUCAAUUUGUCCCGGUUUCAUCCUGGAUAGAUCUAGUCUCUGACAAAGGAACCCCUCCUUUUUCAACCUUUUUGGUAUUUGUGGUGGUGUCCUUUCCUGGUUAGUCUGAUCUGUUUCAGGUUCUCCUUCUCUGGAACCUGCUCUUGUCCCAUCCUCUGGGGUACCUCAGGUUUCCUUCCUUGGCCUUACGUCAUGUUGGCAGUCAAACUGCUUCCUUUGAUUUUUCAACCUUACCCAUAUGCCGACAACACUUCUGGUCAUGAACACUGUCUUGGAUCAGUCACUGUAUACAAUGUAUGGCAUAUACAUGGCAUUCUACUGCUUAUAUUAAAAUCUUGCAGCUGUUGGCAAUCCCUUCACCUUUAAAUAAAUCUAAAAUAUCUUAUUGGUUAAUGGCACAAUCUAAUAAUUUGUCCAAACACCUGACCUUGGUGUCCAAUACAGUUGACUUGAUGAAUUCUGCUUGAAAGUGGACAGCUUUCCAACACUGCACCUUCUAUAUCUCGACUCCUAUAUCCAAAUACUAGUCUACCUUCAUUCUACUCAGGAUUUGUACCUUUCUUCUGCUGGUACACAUUCAGUCUCCAAGACUUGUGUGCUGCUCCUACAAUCUACUAUUACUUCCCACUUUGAGAUCUCCCAUGUUCUGCUGCUUUGACCUCUGGAUAAAAACUCACGGAAUUAGUGAAUUCUAUUGCAUCUCCCCUUUGUAAACUCCCAUAAAUUAAAGUGUGUACAUGUUACGGUGAACUCCCACAUAAUGUCUGUAGACCUGUUUCAUUGUCCAAUGUUGCAGAAUCUGCUGCUGUUUUAUAAAAAUAACCUGUAGUUGGUAAAGGAAAAUGGUUAUCUGGGUUUUUGGGUUUACAUUGCAUGUAUAGGUUUAUAUUUGGGAGGGGAAGUUAUCAUGUAGCAUGGUAUGUUGGUCCUGGAUGGUGACUAUUCUUGUGGUGAUUCGGUGAAGUAUGCAUUAAGCAAUAUCCUGUAUGAUGUAAUCUGUAUUGCUGAAUAUAAUUUGGGAAUUUGUCAUUGAAGGUUUUUCUUUGUGUCCCCCUCUUGAUUUCUCCAGUUCUAUAGUUUCUACACUUUGAAGUGCAGAAUACGAAUAUUACUAUUACCCGGGGACACACAUUUACAAAUUAUAGUAAUUAUUUAAUAUUGUUUAAUUUUAUUUUAAAUCCACCCAGCCUCCCUGGGAGAGCUGGAGUGGAUUGCUCAGCUCCCUCGCGCGCUGCUUAGUGAUGCCGGGAGCCAGUCUGAUGUCACAUUCCGGCUUCAUUAAGCGGUACGGAGGAAGCUGAGCAGGAAGAGCUCAGGUGAGUAUGCUCUCCCGCUGCCCGCCUCGGGAGGGGGCUCAAAAGUGUCCAGCUCUUGAGCCCCCCAGGACACGAGGCAAACCAGGGAUCUGCCUGGGCAUUUGGGAGCGGCUUUAUUUGCUGCCCCUGCAAAGUGCCGCCCAAGGCAGAUGCCUUGUUUGCCUCGUGGUCAAAAUAACCAAUCAACUUAAACACCGGGCCGGCUUUAGGGGUGUGUGAGCAGUGCUGCCAUUUAUGUUUAUAAAUUGGUUAAUCCAGCCUCUAGUGGAUGUCUCAUUGACAGCAGCUAGAGGGCUUCUGCGCUUCUCACUGAGAUUUUUCAGUGAGAAGACACCAGCAUCCAUAGGAAAGAAUUGUAAAUGCUUUCCUAUGGACUGGCUGAAUGCGCGUGCAGCUCCUGCCGCACAUGUGCAUUCAGCUGAAGGAGGAGAGAAGGAGAGCUCCCCCCAGAGCUCAGCGGGAGGGGGACCCUGAGGGUGGGGGCACACUCAGGGCACUAUAGUGCCAGGAAAACUAUUUUAAAAAUUUUGUUUUUCCUGGCACUAUAGUGGUCCUUUAAACUGCUUGUCUGCUCAUUUUGAGGUAGGACCCCCUGCUUAAAAUUAGAAGUAUUAAAUACCCAUUUAGGUCAAUAUGCAUUCACUGGUCCUCUUGCUGCUGUGAAUGAGUUAGUUUAAAGGGGCAUUAGAGACAUCCGGACUACUUAAUCUCACUGAAGUGAUCUGGGUGCAGUAAAGUUGCAGAGUUAAAGGAACUCUGUAGGCACUGUAUCUGAUUAAUAUAAUUAUAGUAGAGUUCCAUGUUGCCAUUUCAUUCAGCAUUAAAUAGUUUUUAAUGUUUUAAUACCAAAUGAUGUUCCCCAGCAUCCCAUCUGUGUUGCUUUGGCAAAUUAAGUAUUUAGCCUGAGCAGCAGUUGGCAGCUGUGACUGGCGGAGUGUGGCGCACUGCUUUUUGCCUCAGAACUCUGAUGGUAUAAAUGGGUAUGACUACAAUGGAGUCCACUGGUACUGUCCCUCCCUUCAAAGAGAUUAUGAUUUAUAGUGCCUACAGUGUCCAUUUAGGACUGCCUAUAGUGGCUGUCUAAUACACAUGCACUUCCUAUUGUUUCAUGGAGUUUAACUUCUUAAAAUGACACUGGACAUCCUCACACUUGGCAUGCGUCCAGCUUCUUGAAAAUCACCAUUGGAAAGCAUGCUCAAUGUGCAUGUGCUUUAGGUUCCUAGAACGUGCUGGUAAAGAAGCCCAAUCCAAUGCCAAGGGACCUCAGUGCUGGAAUCUGGUAAGUAGAAAGGUUUGCAACCCUCUCAUGGCCAUGCGUGAUGUGGAGGCAGAGAAACUGUAGGCUUGAAAUAGUUUUGUAUUCCUAACACUAGUGUUCCUUUAAAAAGAGCUCAAAGCACUAAAAAUGGGUAGGCACAAUAGGCUCUCAAAAUACUCUAAGAUGCUCAGCUGUAGUAUUAAAGUGGCUUGUGCUAGAUGUGGACCAUUACAGUGGUUUUCGAAUACUCCGUGUUAAUCAGUGCUUCUGGUUGCAUGGAUAAAUUGUAUCAAGGCCAGGCUGUUGGACACCUUAUCCUGUCAGCAGCUCUCCCUCAGAAGUUUUAAGACUUUUGUGUCUGUAAAAUUUAAGCCAUGCUAUAUUUAUGGCAGAGGUGUAGACAUGCCUGUAUUUGUAUCACAUUUCUGAACACUUGUCUGCCAUUGUUUCCACAUGAAUCCCCUUGAUUCAAGGACUCUGCAGUAUAAAGCAUUUCUAAAUAUCCACGUAAACUUGUCAAUGCUUAAAAGUACACCUGGCCUCCCAACAGUCAUGCUUUUGGAGACAUUCCUGAUUUUUUUUUUUUUUUUUUUGUGUGUGUCCUGUACCACCUUAGUUCCCUGGUGUCCCACUUUAUAUGCGCUUGUGCUUUGUAGUGGUCACUAGGACCAUGCAAGGAGCACUUCAGCAGCACACCCUGCAUGGUCCUAAAGGGUGGGAGCCACCCACACAGGUUGUCAAUUUUUUAUGGGUCAUGAUGUGGGUCAUGUCACUUGCAAGCCCUUCUCAGGGCCCCACUCUGCCUGCUACAAUUGUUGGCCGGUAUGGAACACUACCGCAUUCUAAAAGUGGCGGCAAGCUCUCAAAUACAGCGUAUAUUUAAAAUGUGACUUUAAAAUGACAACGGUUUUGCAGGUUCAUAUUUCAAAAUUGAUUUCUCCAUUUGAGCAAACCUUUGGGGCAGUAUAACAGCCAUGCAUCGGUCACAUGCUUUCUGGCUCAACAAAUGAGCAGCGCCUCCCACUGAUUCUUUUUGGGUCUAUGAUUGAGCAUUUAAUCUACAAAUUGAUUCUUUUCUUUAACGGAUAGUGACAACUAGACUGCAUAACCACUUGAGAUCUGCUACCUAUUUUCUGAAAUCUCUAACGAUCAUAUUGAAGGUCCUCUCCAAAAAUUAGAAACCGUUUUAGUUUCUAGGAGCAUCAUGAUGCAAGUAGACAGAGCCCUUAUUCACAGCUAUGUGUUACAGGUGCUCUGAUGCAAUUUGACAUGCUUGUGUAAAAUUACAAAUCUGUAGAACAAACCUCAUUGCCAGAAGGAGUAGAGAUAACAUUCUUGGUCGUCAAAGGAAAAGCUUUAUUUUACAUUCUUUAUGAAAUCACGAUUGUAAAAAAGCACCAAAAAUACUCUUGUGCAUUUAAUCCAUAAAAGUUGGCUUAAUCAAAAACAUUCACGUCUUUCAGGGUUAGUCCACAGCGACUUUUAGAAUUUGUAAUUGUUAAAUUGCAGCUCUGAGCUCCCCUACUGGUUUUGUGCCUAAAUGUGUUAGUGUGAACAACUAUAGCUUAUUAAGUGUUCUUGCAUAGCAAGACCACUUAAUGUUAUCUCGCAUAUAUAUUAUUCUUAUUAUAGCCAAAUUUACCACCCUAACUCCUCCCACAGUUUUUACACUACAUAGACCGUAAUAUACCGUAACGUGCGGAUUGUUCCAGAUUGGAUUGCUAUUACUUCGUGGAACGUUUCGCCGAAUGGUUCACGGAAUAUCGUCGUUCUUGUGGCGAAAUUGGUCCUAUAGGAAUGAAUGGCAAAAUGUUCAAAACUAGAGUGAGAGCUGGCAAAAGCUGAAAAAUCAGGACAUGAUUUCUAAACUGCCACCAGUCCCUCAUUUUCAAGCCCACGUUAUAUCAAAACGUUCAGCUAUCCCUGCUGCCACUAAACAUGUCCAUGGCUAAGCCAUAGUCCUGAUCGUUUUUGCAACAUGACCAUUUGUCUGCAACUCAUGCUGUUCAUUGACAUUCAUUGAAACUCCACUCUAGCCAGCUAAAAUUUAAAGGGCAAUUUCUAAACUGCGACUGUGCCUAUAUUUUUAAUAUUUCAGAGACCUACUAUGCAUCAAAAUGUAGGUCUGGGUCUUGUGAUUCUCACAAUAUAAAGCUCUUCACUGUAGGCUGUAUAGUUUUUACAAUACGACCAUUUGAAGAUGGCAACUGCGAAAAUACUCUGACCUGUGCCAGGCUGGAGCAGCAAGUGAUGUCAGACAGGGCCUUUUGUACACCUGCUAAUGGUUUUUAUAAAUGUAUGUUUUAACCCCUUAAGGACGGAGCCAAAUGUACACAUUGUGAACAAAACAAAAUGUAAACAAAACCUGGCAUUUGCGCUACAUGUCUGUCCAACCGUAAUACACCUCUUUAAUAGUAUAUGCACCCACCCUUAUUAUAUAUCAUUUUAUUCAGGAGAAACAGGGCUUUCAUUUAAUAUCAAAUAUUUAGCUAUGAAACAUAAUUUAAUAUGAAACAAAUGGGAGAAAAUACGUUUUUUUUUUUAAAUUUUUUUAGUUCUACAUGACAUUUUAACGGUCAAUGUCAUAAUACUGUUUGCUUUUACUGCAAUAAAAUACACAUUUAUAUUCAGUAAAGUCUCACGUGUAAGACAGUACCCCCUAUCUACAGGUUUUAUGGCGUUUUGGGAAGUUACAGGGUCAAAUAUAGCACGUUACAUUUGAAAUUGAAAUUUGCCAGAUUGGUUACGUUGCCUUUGAGACUGUAUAGUAGCCCAGGAAUGAAAUUUACACCCAUAAUGGCAUACCAUUUGCAAUAGUAAACAACCCAAGGUAUUGCAAAUGGGGUAUGUCCAGUCUUUUUUAGUAGCCAUUUGGUCACAAACACUGGCCAAAGUUAGCGUUAGUAUUUGUUUGUGUGUGAAAAAUGCAAAAAACGCCAAUUUUGGCCAGUGUUUGUGACUAAGUGGCUACUAAAAAAGACUGGACAUAUCCUGUUUGCAAUACCUUGGGUUGUCUACUAUUGCAAAUGGUAUGCCAUCAUAGGGGUAAUUUUCAUUCUUGGGUUACCAUAGGGUCUCAAAGGCAACGUAACCAAUCUGGCGAAUUUUAAUGUGAAAAAAAUAAAACGCAAGCCUUAUAUUUGACGCUGUAACUUUUGAAAACACCAUAAAACCUGUACAUGAGGGGUACUGUUGUACUCGGGAGACUUCGCUGAACACAAAUAUUUGUGUUUCAAAACAGUAAAAAGUAUCACAGCAAUAAUAUUGUCCGUGUAAUGCUGUUUGUGCGUGAAAAAUGCAAAAAAAGUCACUUUUACUGGCGAUAUCAUCGUUGUAAUACAUCUUACUGUUUUGAAACACUAAUAUUUGUUUUCAGCGAAGUCUCCCGAGUAGAACAGUACCCCCCAUGUACAGGUUUUAUGGUGUCUUGGAAAGUUAUAGGGUUAAAUAUAGUGCUAGCAAAUUAAAUUCCCUUUACUUUCGGCAUGGGUUGUCAAUUUCACUGAUGCUGGAUGUCCAGUGUCAGCGAACCCAGUAGACAGCCGCUAGAGGCAGUCUUAGUCCUGUAAUGUCAAACAUUGCAGUUUCACAAACUGGAACAAUUACAUUGCAGGACAAAGUUGGACAGGGACACUGCAACCAGACCCUUCAAUGAGAUAGAGGUCUAGGUGCCUAAUGUGUCUCUGCUACUGCUGAAGUUUAGUUUCCUUAUACUUGCUCUUCUUGAAAACCUGUUCUAAGCCAUGCAAGUUUUCACAUAUAUGUUUUCAGAGGGUUAUAAAAGAUGUCAGAGUAGUGGGGACAAAUGUGAUUGUCAUAGAGCUAACAUUUGUGAAUAACUUUUUAUAAGGGUAAUGUCAGCAGGGGAGAGUCAGGCUGCUGAGAACUUUGCAUCAGUGCUGGAACAGAGGUUGGUUAUUGUGCUUGCACUUAUCUUGUGGUGGUCAGGGGGGGGGGGAAGUUGGGCAGUGCAGAUCAGUAAAACCCUUCUAUAAACCUUUAUCAUAAAGCAGGUGUUGCUUAUGGGUCCUUCCAUAUUUCAGGCUGUACAUACUUAAUGCUUUCUCACUGAGGGCACAGCCAUUUACCUCCCAAGGGCCUUCAGCACUCAGUGCUUAAUCUGCCCACUCCUGUUGUAUGCCUGUGCUUGAGUACAGUUGCAGACUAUGGAAUGUUCUGCAGUAUUCACAUGGGAAGAUGCCUCUUCCCAUGGUGUUGCUAGUGAAAGCUACUUUCUACUUGUGUCACACAUACGUUUUUCAAAUCUGCUUAUACAAACCGCUUAAUGGUAUAACAUUAUUUGAAUAUGAUGUAUGUUGGCUACCAACUCUGUAUUGGACUGUAAGUAGGACUGGCAUGUUUGACUAUGACCCAUUCAUUAAACAAAGUAAUAGUGAAUAGAAACCCAAACUGCAAAAGUUAAGUGGAGAAUGUGUAUGUGGACAUGUUCCAUUUCUGCUAUAUUCAUGGCUUGGCUAUUCUAGCCUAAAUUUUGCAGUAAAACUAAAUGGAAAUGGUAACAGUCCACUCACACAGGACCUCCAAAAAUCUUUAGAAAAGUUAAUAUUCUUAAUAUUACUCUGUAUGUGGCUUGGUUCCCCUUAAGAGAAUUUAUUGAAUCUGUUUGUUGCAGGAACUAUACACUGUGUGACUAGCAGUGGCAGCAUAUCUGGUAUAAAAUCAAAUUGUCCGCUACCACAUACACAUGAUGGCACAAGUGGCAACUUGGAAACACCAGUUUUGAAUCCUGUUCCUACUUAUAUACAUAUUUAAAUGGAAGCCACCAUCCUUCAUAGUUAUGCCACUGACAGUAUCUAUAUGACUGUCAAAGGGGACAAUAAGGCUAAUGGCAGGCAUAGGUGGGAACUGGGGCCUCAGCAUAGCCCAAAACAGCAAGUUUUUAUGUAGGCCUUCUUAAUUAUAAUGCAAUAUACAUAGCACUUUAUAAUUUAAGCAAAACCAUAUAGCUGGGUUUAGACAGAAAUCGUGUUUUUUUUUUUUUGUUUUUUUAUAGUGCAGAAAAAAACUGAGGUUUCUAAAGAGCAAUAUGGAGUGCCCUUUUCAUCUUAGACAAUCAACUAGACUGUUCUACUAAUUAGAUUAGCUUUACCCAUUUGCUUCCUGAUAACUGUACAACCUACAGCAGAUAAGCUUAAUUGACAAAUGCAUGAAAGGCACUGUGCUGUGGCUUCAAUUGGCAUACUUUCUAGAAAUCAGAAUUUCUGUGUAUUUGGUAAGAUUUCACAUUGAGCUAGUGGUAGCAAAAAGCAUAUGCUGCAGAUUAGGGCAGAUGCUAUAAAACUUGAAACUAAACCUCACUGCAAUAAAUUGUGCUGGUGUCUGCAGCAGGGCCGUCUUUAACACGGGGCAGCUGUCCCGGGCCCUGUCCCUGCUGGGGGGCCCAAGACAGCUGCUCCGUUUGCCCUCUGCCCGCAAACUAUGGGGGCCCAUCGGGUGGCCCAUGCACUUAGGGCCACCCGGUGGGCCUGUGUCAGCAGGGGCCCGGUCAGGUGCUGUGGCACUUUAACAGCGCGACCGGGCCCUUGCUUUUCGGAAGCACUGGGAGGAAGUGACAGCCACGUGUCUCUUCCUCCCACAAACAGGAGCUGCGCGGGAGGAAGGAGGACCAGCUGUUCCGGAGGGGGCCAGGCCGGGAGAGCUUAACUCCCAGCCAGCUAAGCCAGCCCACUCAAAUUUUGCAUGAGUGUCUGAGUGUGUGUGUCUCUGUGUGUAUGUGUGACAGAAUGUCUGUCAGUAUGUCUGUGUGUCUGUCAGUGUCAGUGUGGUUCUGUAUGUCUGUGUUUGUCAAUAUGUCUGUCAGUGUCUGUGUGUUUCAGUAUGUCCAUCUGCCUGUGUGUAUGUGCCAGUAUGUCUGUCAGUGUAUUUGUAUGUCUGUGUGUGAUUGAGUCUGUCAGUGUCUGUGUGGCUCAGUAUGUAUGUGUGUUUCAGUAUGGCUGUCUGUGAGUGUCAAUGUCUGUAUGUAUGUGUGUACAUCUGUGUGUGUGUUUCAGAAUGCCUGUCUGUGUGUGUGCCAGAAUGUCUGUAUGUCUGUCAGUGUGUCGGUAUGUCUAUGUGUGAGUCUGUCAGUGUCCGUGUUGUUCUGUAUGUCUGUGUGUGUCUCUGUGUCAGUAUGUCUGUCAGAAUGUGUCUCUGUAUCUGUAUGUUGUCCAUUUGUGUUUGUGUGUAUCUGCAUGUGUGUCAGUGUGUAUCUGCAUGUGUGUCAGUGUGUAUCUGCAUGUGUGUCAGUGUGUAUCUGCAUGUGUGUCAGGUUGUGUAUCUGCGUGUGUGUCAGGUUGUGUAUCUGUGUGUCGGUGUAUCUAUAUGUAGUCAGUCUGUGUACCUUUGUAUCGGUGUAUCUAUAUGUAGUCAGUCUGUGUACCUUUGUAUCUGCAUGUAUGUCAGUGUUUGUAUCUGUAUCUGCAUGUGUGUCAGGUUGUGUAUCUGUGUGUGUCAGUGUAUCUAUAUAUAGUCUGUGUGUAUUUGUAUGUUCUUGUGUGUAUCUGCAUGUGUGUCAGGUAGUGUAUUUGUGUGUAUCUAUAUGUAGUCCGGGGGCCCAAGUAAAUGCUUGCCCAAGGUCCAAUCAACAUUAAAGAUGGCCCUGGUCUGCAGUGUCAAUUUUUAAAUGCUAAAGUGUCCAUCAAAUUGGAAUGGCAAACUGUUCACCACUGGUGUUGAAAUAACUUUUUUGUAACCUAUUUUAACAGAGAUCUGACAUGCUUACUUGUGCAACUCUGAGUUAAGGAAAUGUAUAGGUUGACAUUUCUUAUUUUGACUCAGAAGAUCAAUCCUUUAAGAAAGCAAUACUAUUGUGGAGCAAAGCCUAUAGUCUUGGUGGUGGAUGCUUAUUUUAAUUGAACUGUUAAUUUUGUGAAUCAAUACCAAUCAUCAUUUUUGUAUUUCCUUUACACACAAAUGUACUACAAAUAUUGAGUUUCUUCAUAUAUUUUUAAGAAUAACCAAAUAGAAGAAGUACAGAUUCACCCACUUGUGGAUAGAACACACUUAUAGUGGGUAAUAAUUAGAAAACUAAAUAAUUACCCUUGAACUAAAUGUAUUGCAGAUUAGGACUCCUCCAGGUCCUCAAUAAAUAUGAACAAAAUAGGGAUAAAUCUACAAUACAAUGAUAACAGAAAAAAACAUAGCAUAAUACUGUUGAUGGUAAAGAAAGAGUGGAAAUAUAGAUGAUAAUUCACACUCACAAACCAAAAUUGAUUGUAGGCAUAUCUUAUAGAACGAUGAAUAUCUCAGGAUAAGUGGAACGUCAGGAUGUACAUAGAAGGAAAUAAAACAGCAUAAUAGUGCAGAGUAUCUUGAUAAGAAAAUACACUUUAAUAAUAAGGCACACUUACAAUAUUGUAGUGGCAAACAGGCAUAUAUAAAACCACCGGUCUUGGGAUCAUAAGAUGAAUCACAGGAUCAACAGGAUCAAAUAUAACCAGCAGGUCCAAAUAAAAUAAAGUAAAACAACCUGAUAAGAUAAUAAAAAACUCUAAACACUAUAAAUGCUAUGACAAAGCCCUACGCGUUUCGUUCAAACGUCCUUGAACUUCCUCAGGGGCAAAAAAGUCCUUCUGUAUGCAGGUAUAGUAUAUACGCAUAUCAGGUGGAACGCAUAGAUAGAGAUCCGGAAGAGAGACGUGAGCCGCAUUUCCGGUUGCGUCAACAGGUCGCACCCGGAAGCACUACAGAUAGACGAACCCGGAAGUAAGUGAACAAUUGGAGGAUUUUUUUCGGCGCGCCAAACCGGACGGAUUUAAAAGCCAGGUACAUUAUGUGGACAACUAUACCUGCAUACAGAAGGACUUUUUUGCCCCUGAGGAAGUUCAAGGACGUUUGAACGAAACGCGUAGGGCUUUGUCAUAGCAUUUAUAGUGUUUAGAGUUUUUUAUUAUCUUAUCAGGUUGUUUUACUUUAUUUUAUUUGGACCUGCUGGUUAUAUUUGAUCCUGUUGAUCCUGUGAUUCAUCUUAUGAUCCCAAGACCGGUGGUUUUAUAUAUGCCUGUUUGCCACUACAAUAUUGUAAGUGUGCCUUAUUAUUAAAGUGUAUUUUCUUAUCAAGAUACUCUGCACUAUUAUGCUGUUUUAUUUCCUUCUAUGUACAUCCUGACGUUCCACUUAUCCUGAGAUAUUCAUCGUUCUAUAAGAUAUGCCUACAAUCAAUUUUGGUUUGUGAGUGUGAAUUAUCAUCUAUAUUUCCACUCUUUCUUUACCAUCAACAGUAUUAUGCUAUGUUUUUUUCUGUUAUCAUUGUAUUGUAGAUUUAUCCCUAUUUUGUUCAUAUAUUUUUAAGAGCUGAAAAGGAAGAUCUUUUUAACACCAAUUGGGUUCCUGCUGAUGGCUUUCUUUAUUUUGAUAAGGUCUACAAUCCACAGUGGAUCAAUAUUCCCUAUGAACUAGUUGUACAAUUGUGCAUUAGUGAUUUUUGAGAGGGAAACCCUAAUUUUUAUUGCUCUCUUCUUAGAUAAGGAAUAUUGAAUGCAUUUUAUUUAUAUAGUGCCAGCAAAUUCCAUAGUGCUGUACAAUGGGUGAAUUAACAGACAUGUAAAUGUAACCAGACAAAUGGACGAGGGGGUGGGGGAGAGAGAGGAAUGAAAAUCCGCUAACAGUUUAAGCAGCAUUAUGUAGCAUUAUAUCUACCUGGAAGCCAAUGAAGGGACUGACAGAGGGGGAGUCGUGGGAGGUGCGGGCGUAAACGAAAAUAAGCCUUUCCGCUGCAUUCAUAACUGCAUUGGUGCAAUUUAAUUCCACUAAGAAGGGGAUUGCAGUAGUCACGGUGAGAGAAUGGCAUAGACCAGCACCUUAACCACGUCUGGUGUUAAAUUGGGGCGGUUGCAAGCAAUGUUUGAGAUGGAAGCGGCAGGGUUUGGCGAUCGACUGGACAUGAGGGGUGAAGGAGAGGUUGGCGUCCAAGAAAACACCUAGGCAGCGAACCUGUGAGUUAGAGGUGAUGGUGGUGCUGUUGACAGGGAGGGAGACAUGAAAAUAGCAACACUUGAGGGAGGAAAGGCCAGAAGUUCUGUUUUGGACAGGUUGAGUUUAAGGCAGUGAGCAGCCAUCCAGUUGGAAAUCAUGGAGAGGCAGUAAGAUACAAGGUCAAGAUGGGUGGAGAGGACAGGUAGAUUUGUCUCAUCUGCAUAUAAGUAAUGAUGGAAGCCAAAUGAGCUGAUGAGAACAAAGGGAGGCAGUAUAGUUAAGAACAGACCAAGGACUGUUAAUUUUGGGGGGGACAGAGGGGUUGGGGAGAAGAGGCAGACAGAAAAAAACAAUAAAAUUGCUGGGAGAGGUAGAAACAUAGAAUGUGACGGCAGACAAGAACCAUUCGGCCCAUCUAGUCUGCCCAAUUUUCUAAAUACUUUCAUUAGUCCCUAGUCUUAUUUUAUAGUUAGGAUAGCCUUAUGCCUAUCCCACGCAUGCUUAAACUCAUUUACUGUGUUAUCCUCUACCACUUCAGCUGGAAGGCUAUUCCAUGCAUCCACUACCCUCUCAGUAAAGUAAUACUUCCUGAUAUUAUUUUUAAACCUUUGUCCCUCUAAUUUAAGACUAUGUCCUCUUGUUGUGGUAGUUUUUCUUCUUUUAAAUAUAGUCUCCUCCUUUACUGUGUUGAUUCCCUUUAUGUAUUUAAAUGUUUCUAUCAUAUCCCCCCUGUCUCGUCUUUCCUCCAAGCUAUUCAUGUUAAGAUCCUUUAACCUUUCCUGGUAAGUUUUAUCCCGCAAUCCAUGAACCAGUUUAGUAGCCCUUCUCUGAACCCUCUCUAAGGUAUCAAUAUCCUUCUGAAGAUACGGUCUCCAGUACUGUGUACAAUACUCCAAGUGAGUUCUCACCAGUGUUCUUUGCAAUGGCAUGAGCACUUCCCUUUUUCUACUGCUAAUACCUCUCCCUAUACAGCAAAGCAUUCUGCUAGCAUUUCCUGCUGCUCCAUUACAUUGUCUGCCUACCUUUAAGUCAUCAGAAAUAAUCAUCCCUAAAUCCCUUUCCUCAUAUGUUGAGGUUAGGACUCUAUCAAAUAUUCUGUACUCUGCCCUUGGGUUUUUACAUCCAAGAUGCAUUAUCUUGCACUUAUCCACAUUAAAUGUCAGUUGCCACAAUUCUGACCAUUUUUCUAGUUUACCUAAAUCAUUUGGCUUAUCCCUCCUGGAACAUCAACCCUGUUACAUAUCUUAGUAUCAUCAGCAAAAAGACAUACCUUACCAUCAAGACCUUCUGCAAUAUCACUAAUAAAAAUAUUAAAGAGAAUGGGACAAAGUACAGAUCCCUGAGGUACCCCACUGGUGACAAGUCCAAACUUCGAAUAUAUUCCAUUAGCUACAACACUCUGUUGCCUGUCACUCAGCACUGCCUUACCCAUUCAACAAUAUUGGAAUCCAAACUUAAAGAUUGCAGUUUAGUGAUAAGUCUUCUAUGUGCAACACUGUCAAAAGCCUUACUGAAAUCGAGGUAAGCAAUGUCUACUGCACCACCCUGAGCUCUAAUUUUAGUUACUCAAUCAAAAAAUCAAUAAGGUUAGUUUGGCAUGAUCUUCCUGAAGUAAACCCAUGUUGUCUCUGAUCUUGAAAUCCAUGUGUUUUUAGAUGUUCAACAAUCCUAUCCUUUAACAUGGUUUCCAUCACUUUCCCCACUACUGAAGUAAGGCUUACUGGCCUAUAGUUGCCCGACUCCUCCCUAUUACCUUUCUUGUAAAUGGGCACAACAUUCGCUAACUUCCAAUCUUCUGGGACUACUCCUGUUAACAAUGAUUGGUUAAAUAAAUCUGUUAAUGGUUUUGCUAGUACACCACUAAGCUCUUUUAAUAGCUUUGGGGGUAUUCCAUCAGGUCCCAUUGACUUAUUUGUCUUUACUUUUGACAGUUGAAAUAGAACCUCUUCCUCUGUAAACUCACGUGUAAUAAAUGACUAAUUUAUCCUUCUCAACUGAGGUCCCUUUCCUUCAUUUUCAUCUGUAAAUACAGAACAAAAAUAUUCAUUGAGGCAGUCAGCUAGACCUUUAUCCUCUUCUACAUACCUUCCUUCUUUUGUUUUUAAUCUAACUAAUCCUUGUUUUACUUUUCUUUUCUCAUUUAUGUAUCUAAAAAACGUUUUAUCCCCAUUUUUUUUACCGACUGUGCUAUUUUCUCUUCUGUGUGUGAUUUGGAAGCUCUUAUAACUUGCUUAGCCUCGUUCUGCCUAAUCUUAUAGAUAAUUUUGUCUUCCUCACUCUGGGUUUUUUUAUAAUUCCUAAAUGCUAACUUUUUGUUUUUAACUAUUUUAGCCACAUCUGCAGAGUACCAGUGGUUUCUUGAAUUUUUUUGCUUUUACUGACAAGCCUAAUGCAAUUUUCUGUUGCCUUCAAUAGUGCAACUUUUAAUUAAUCCCAUUUCUCUUGGACUCCAUUUAAAUUGCUCCAGUCUGAUAAUGACUCCUCUACCCAUAUUCUAAUUUUAGAAAAGUCUGUUUUUCUAAAGUCUAAAACUUUUGUUUUUGUGUGGUGUGACUCAGUCACUGUUUUUAUAUUAAACCACACUGACUGAUCACUGGAUCCUAAACUUUCACCUACAGUAAUAUCUGAUACCAAAUCUCCAUUUGUUAACACUAAAUCUAGUAUGGCCUCUUUACGAGUUGGCUACUCAACUUGUUUUAGAGUCAAUCCCAGUAGGGAGUUUAGAAUAUCUGUGCUCCUAGCACAAGAGGGAGGAGCACCAGGAGAGAGCAGUAUCUUGUAGACAGAGCUUAUGGAGCAUGAGAAGCGGUUGAUAAUCAAGUGUCAAAGGCAGCAGAAAGAUCAAGGAGAAUUAGGAUAGAGUAAUGGCCGCGAGACUUUAAAUCAUUGGAUACUUUGGUCACAGCUGUUUCAAUAGAGUGACUAUUGUGGAAUCCAAACUGAAGAGUUCAAGCAGAGACGCAACUCUCAAGGAUCUUAUUAUUUAUUUUUUUUAUUUAUUUAUUUUUUUUUUUUAUAAGCUUGUUUUUAAAGAGAGAUCUAUAUAGAGGUGCAAUAUUAAGCCUUCAGAAUUCUGCUGUCUGUUCAUAUUCAACCAAAUCCCAUACCAGAUGAAAUUUAAAAAACCAUUAAAAAUUAAACUGCAAAAAUCUCAAAACCCAGAGUAUUUUCAACACACAGGUGGCAUGAUGUAACACCAAUAGUUGGCAGAGAUGUUGACAAAUGAGUUAAUAGAACAUGGCAUGUAAUCGGGUGAGUGAUAUUAGUUGUAAAUAUUGGCCAAUAUUAAAGGAACACUAUAGGGUCAUGAGCACAAAUGUGUAUUUUCCCUUUAGAAAUCCAUGUUGUAAAGCACUGCUUCUAAUCUGGAGGGAAAAACAGGCAGGCAAUCCCCUAAAUUUUCAAAUACCUCCCCCAAUUACCUUUUUCACUAUAAUGUGCCUCUUACCCCAAACAGCCCCAGCUCUCUGCCUGCCUUCGGCAGAGGAGGGUGUCAGGUUUUUUUUUUUGGUUUUUUUUCCGGAAGUAUGAUGAGGGCUGAGGCUCUGCUUCUUUUCGGAUAUCCUGCCAGGGGUAAGCACACCGGACGACUGCAUCUCCCCUGCUUUUAUUUUGGUUCUAUCUAUACCAUGCUGGGCAGACUAUGGUGCACAUGCGUACGCUAGCUGGUAGGUUCUGGCGAUGAAACACAAAUUUUGGUUUCCAAGACUUAGAGACUAACCAGCAGCAACUGUUUGCCAGGUGCACUCCGAAUCUGUUGCAAGUGUGUUCUCACCUGCCCUCCAACACACUUUGAGACCAUUUAAGGGAAGCAUUUUUGCUUUUAUCUUAUGUGAGUCUAGCCUGAAUUGUAAAGUUUUAUAUUGUUCAGCUUUUCUUUUUUUUUUUUCUUCAGUAUGUCUAAUCCUGAGACUGCAGAGCGCUUCAGAGAGGGGGAAAUGUUCUGCGAAAUCUAAACAUUUAAGUUGCGCUGCAUGUUCCCAAUCCAUGCCAGACAGCUAUAAGGGAAAGAUCUGUUCCAAUUGUAUUUAAAGAGGCUUCUGAGCAAGCAAAGAAAUAGGAAAUUACUACUUUCCUAAGUUGGUUCCAGUAAAGUCUGCAACAAACAUUUGUUGAAAUGGAGAUUGCAGCCAUUCAGUCUGCUCAGGCCUCUGCUUCCCAGGAUUCUCCAGUAAAAAUCUGGCCAAUAAAAAGGCCUAGAUCAUGGGAAUUGUCUGACGUAAGCUCUGUAUCUUCGCUGUCAAAAUCAAGAGAUGGGGAUUCUAGUGAUUCUUCUGAUGAAGAAUUUUCUUUUCAAAAGGAAUCUAUUGGAAAACUGGUAAAGGAAGUCCAGUGUCUGAUGGGUGCUAAGGAACAGUUCAGGAGCAAAGGAAAGCAAUCCAAGGUUUUCCUUUUCCUCCACAGUUAAAGGAUUUGAUUCUAAGGGAAUGGAAAUUCCCAGGAAGGAAGCCUUUUAUUUAUAAACACUUUUUUUAAAAGCUCUUUUCCAUCAGUGAGGAUCCAGAGUGCCUCUUGAACCCUUUACCAUCAGUGGAUGUCCCCAUAGCUCAGCUGGGAAAGACUACCACUUUACCUAUAGGGGAUUAGAGUGGCUUGAAAGAUGCCAUGGAAAACCUAUCCAUUCUUCCUUAAAGAAACUGUCUCCUCAGCAUCUCAAUCCAAAGCACUGAUUGCAGGUACUUCAGUGGCAAAGGCACAAACAUUGGCUGGAAGAAUAAGAAAAGAUUUAUGUAGGUGAAUCCAAAGAAGAUCCAAUCAUCUUGUUACAAAAAAAUCAAGCUGGCAUCUGACUUCCUAGUUGAUUCCUCUUGAAAGUCUGAAUAUCUCGACUAAGACUAUGGGUUUAGCUACGGUGGCAAGAAGAGCAGUAUGGUUGAGAAGCUGGUCAGCUGAUUCAGCAUCCAAAAAUUCUCUAUGUGAAAUUACAUUUCAACCAGGCAGACUUUUUGGUUCUAAACUAGAUCUUUUGAAAUAAAUGAAGGAUGGGCAAAAGGCUUUUCGGAGAAACUCAUACAGGGGUCAACAAAGGAAGGGGUUUGAUUACAGAAGAAAAGUUCUCUGACAAAAGAAUAGAAACUUAUGACUCCAUUCCUGUUGGAGGAAGACUCACGCACUUUCUGGAUUGCUGGCAGAAAACUAUCUCGGAUCGCUGGAAUCUUUCAGUGAUAAGGAAUGGUUACUAUCUGGAUCGAUCAGAUCACAAAGAUAACUUUUAUGCUCUUAAGUCCACUUGACUGCGACAGAAAAGGCUCUGAUGGGAGAAGUGUCAAAGCUUCUUCAAAAGAAUGUAAUAGAAAGGGUGCAACUAAAAGAUUCCUGGACACUUAUUCAAGGUUCUUACAGACCCAUUCUAGAUCUGUUUCAUAUGGAAACAAAGUCUGCAACUCAAAUUAUUCAACCAGGCAAUUGGCUGAUAUCUCUAGAUCUAAAAGACGCCUAUUUACACAUUGCCAUCGCGGAACCCAGCAAAAGAUUCUUAAGGUUCGCUAUCCACUUCCAGAGUCAGACGCUACAUUAGCAGUUUAGAGCUCUUCCCUUUUGCUCUUUUUUUUUUUUUUUUUUUUUCAGCCCCAAGAUUCUGGUAGUCCUUUCAGCAGAUUUAAGGGGAAGAGGCAUCAAUGUCAUCCCUUAUUUAGAGGCUCUAAAAAAUCAUGGUUGAUUGAUAAAUUUUCGAAAGUCAGAAUUAGUCCCAGUCCAAAGAAUUCAGUUCCUGGGUCUGAUUAUAGACAGUCUGUAUGAAGAUCGAUCUUCCAGAAGAAAAAACAAAGAUUGCUCUGGCUAUUAAGAACCUCAGAGCAAUAUGUUUGUGCUCCAUCAGAGAAUCAAUGAGUUUGCUGGGUCUUUUCACAGCCUCUAUCCCAGCAGUCAAUUGGGCAAAGGCCAGAAUGAGACCUCUUCAAAGAAACAUUUAAAACUUCUGGAACAAGUAAAUGUACAGCUUGGACAUGCCUAUAAAACUCAGGCGCUGAAGAGUUUUCUCUGGUGGACCUUGUUGCGUUUCCUGCAAUCAGGCCUUUCUUUCCAAAUGAAGUCAUUCAAAAUUUUAAGAUGCCUGAGGUCUCUGCUGGGAAGCUCAUUUGGGAGAAAAGAAGAAACAAGGAAUUUGGCGAGUGAAAGAUUUAAGAAGUUCGAACUGAAGGCGUUCUGGCUGGCUCUCGUUGCCUUUCAGAACAAGGUCCAGAUCAGGUCAGACAGUUCUACGAUAGCGUAUAUAAACAAACAAGGAGGAACAAGGUCGACUGGUUUGGAAAAUCUUUGUUUGAGAAUCGUGCUGUGGUCAGUUUCACCUUCUGUCGAUUUCAGCGGUUCACAUAAAAGGAUAAUUCAACGUUCUGGCAGAAUCUCUGUAGUCAACAUUUAAAACGAGCAGAUUGGUCCCUUUCUUCCCAGAUCUUCAGUCAAAUAGCAAAGAAAUUUGGUUAUCAAGAAUAGACCUUUUAUGGCUUCAAGAUCAAACAAGAAAACAAGAUUUGCAUCUUUGAACCCCGCAGACAGACCAGAGAUCAUAGACUUUCAAUUCCAUGGAAAUUCAGCUUAGCCUAGCCUGUGUUUCUUCCUAUUUUGCUUAUAUCCAGGAUUCUACAGAAGAUCAGGAUGGAAAAGGUAAGCAUGAUCAUAAUUCUCCCUUGGUGGCCGAGAAGUUGGUUCGGAGUUCUCCGAAAUAUACCCGGUUCAACCUUUUUGGAAACUUCCCCUGUCAGACAUACAGAAAUACUCCAUGGUACCACUUCUGACUAUGAAGAAAUUCAAAUUGACUGCCUGGUUUCUGAAUACCAGAUAUUAAAGAGAAGAGGUUUGUCUCCUGAAGUUAAGAUUUUGAUGGCUGCUAAAAGAAUCUAUUUCCAAGAUUUAUUCCAGAAUAUGGAAGUUUUGUUGUUGGUGUAUUAAAGUCAAAGAAAAUCCCGUAACUACUUCCAUUCCAAACAGCCUUGGUUUCCUUCAGAUGGGCUUUGCAAAAGGACUGAAACCAGCCAUGCUCAAGGUCAAAAUUUCGGCUAUUAGUUUUUCGUUCAGAUGUUCGGCUUCGAAUAUUCUAAUCACCAGAUUUUUCAAGGUGCUGUCUCGAUUGGUUCCUACCAUCAGGGAAACUUUCCUCCAUGGGAUCUUAAUUUGGUUUUAUCAGCUCACUGCGAACCUCUGUUUGAACCUCUAGAAAAGUUUUCUCUGAAGGUUUUAUCGUUCAAGACUUUGUUUUUGGUGGCUAUUACCUCGGCAAAAGAUUGGUAGAACUUAAUUCAAAUUUUUUCUUUUUUUUUUCUUUUUUUUUUCAUCAGGACAAAGUGGUGGUAAAGCUGGAUCCUUCUUUUAUUCCCAAGGUUUGUUCUUCCUCUACCAUCAAUCAAGAAAUAAUUUUACCUACUUUGCCAACAGCCUUCUAAUGCAUUGGAAGUCAAAUUCUACUGCCUGGAUGUUGAGAUCUCUGCUGCAGUACCUGGAAAGUACAAAGUCCUUUAGGAAAUCUAACACUGUCUUGUUUGAUGGCUUCAAAAGGCUCUCUGGCCAGAUGGUUAAGACUUCAUUAAUUUUGCUUAUUACACAUCCAACGUUUCUGCACCCAUCUCCAUUAAAGAUCAUUCUACCAGAGAUAUGUCCACAUCUUGGGCCCUGCAGACUUCAGUUAUGCCAUCUCAAAUUUGUUCUGCAGCCACGUGGUCAUCUCUUCACACGUUUACUUAAAAUUACAAAUUCGACAUACUGGCCUCGGAAGACGCAACUUUUGGGCGCAAGAUGUUACAAGCCGUUGUGCAAUGAGUCCCGCCCUUAGGGGAUUGCUUUGGUUAUCCCUGUUCUGAAGCACUGCCUCUAAUCUGAAGGGAAAAGCUUACAUUUUUUACUUACCGUAAAUUUAUUUUUCCUGCAGAUUAGAGGCUGUGCUCACUCCCCCCCCCGAUGUUCUAAUAAACUAAAUUUUUGCAGUUACCCAGCUUUUGUAUUUGGGGUUAUUUGGGGUAAGAGGCACUGUAUAGUGCAAAAGUUAAUUGGGUGAGGUAUUUGAAAAUUUGGGGAUUGCCUGCCUUUUUUUCCCCUCCAGAUUAGAAAUACCUGUUGUAAAGCACUGCCUCUAAUCUUAAAGGACCACUAUAGUGCCAGGAAAACAUACUCGUUUUCCUGGCACUAUAGUGCCCUGAGGGUGCCCCCACCCUCAGGGACCCCCUCCCGCCCGGCUCUGGAAGGGAGAAAAGGGGUAAAACUUACCUUUUUCCAGCGCUGGGCGGAGAGCUCUCCUCCUUCUCUCCUCCUCAGUUCCUCCACGUCGGCUGAAUGCGCACGCGUGGCAAGAGCUGCGCGCGCAUUCAGACGGUCGCAUAGGAAAGCAUUCAUAAUGCUUUCCUAUGGACGCUGGCGUGCUCUCACUGUGAAAAUCACAGUGAGAAGCACGCAAGUGCCUCUAGUGGCUGUCAAGGAGACAGCCACUAGAGGCUUUGGGGGAAGGCUUAACCCAUUAAUAAACAUAGCAGUUUCUCUGAAACUGCUAUGUUUAUUAAAAAAAUGGGUUAACCCUAGCUGGACCUGGCACCCAGACCACUUCAUUAAGCUGGAGUGGUCCUUUAAGGAAAAAAUAAAUUUACAGUAAGUAGAAAUGUAAGCUUUCUGACCCUAGUGGUAAAACCACCAUUUAGGUGGCUUGCUCCCCUCUUAGCCCCUUUAAAAGGUAAGAAUUUGCCUUAAUUCCAGCGCCUUGCGGGUCUGCUGGCACUGGCCUGCUCUGAUCCACCACCUUGCUGUCGCAGAUUUCAGUCAAACCAAUGCUUCCCUGUAACAGAGCGGGGUCAAACACCAGCUUGGCCAUUCCGCAUGUCCUCAUAGAAAUGCAUUGAUUUUAAUGAAUCUCUAUGAGAAAUUCAGCAUCUCCAUGCAGAGCAAUUUUUGGAUGAUUCAGAAGGCUUUUGUGGAUGUUGAAAUGAGUGCAGCGCAAAUAAGUGGCGCACAUGUUUCAAAGAUGGUAGGGUCUCUUGAAAUAUUUGGUGCCAUAUAGCUUUUGACUUUUCUCAAAACUAAAACCACCAUUAAAGGGAAACUCCAGUGCCAGGAAAACAAUUUUCCUGGCCCUGCAGGUCCCAGACCUAAUGCGCAUGCGCGGCAAUGCCACACAUGCGCAUUAGAGCUCCCCAUAGGAAAGCAUUGAAAAAUGCUUUCCUAUGGGGAAUUGAGUGACGCUGGAGGUCAUCACACAGCGUGAGGACGUCCAGCAACGCUCUAGCACAGGUUUUCUGUGCUAUAGAGCAGGAAGUGCCCUCUAGUGGCUGUCUAGUAGACAACCACUAGGGGUGGAGUUAACCCUGCAAGGUAGUUAUUGCAGUUUAUAAAAACUGCUAUAAUUACACUUGCAGGGUUAAGGGUGAUAGGAGUUGGCACCCAGACCACUCCAAUGGGCAGAAGUGGUCUGGGUGCUUGGAGUGACCCUUUUUAAAGAUUUCAGAUAGUUCAUGAAACUCGGGUAACUACGAAGCUGACUGCCAUUCAAGAAUGGAUUGUGUUUUGAGUGUUUGAAUUGUGGAAAAGAUGCCUGAAGAUCUGUGAGGUCCCAGGUUGCCUACUUUUGAAGGGGACUGAGGCAUCAUUGUCCUUUUGUACAAUGCUCCUUGUAUCUUUAAUAAAUGUUUAUUUUAUUACAUGCUUUGAACUUUCUGGACAGACCUUGUAUAAGUCUUUAGCUUGCUGCCACUGAUACUUGGGAAUAACUAUUUAAUGAAAGCCAUCUCUUGUAUUAUAGGUGCUCACUUACACAAUAGUCUGUCACCCAGUGCUAUGGGGUUGAUGUUCUGUGAUAGGAUAGGCUAUGAAAGACUUUAUUCUGCACAGGAUGUCAGUUUAUAGCUUGGGAGAGCAAUGUUGUGAUUUUAAUAUACUAUCGAAUGUAUAUAUAAUUCGUUUUUGUGUUUUUUGUUUUCCCCUGCAUGAUGGAUAAUAGUGAAUUAAUAGCAUGGUCUUGCCAGUAUCUUUAUCUGAACCAUGAAUAUUUUGGGUACUCUGAUGCCAUUGUAUAACUGUGCAGGGUGCACACCUUGCCAUGUGUAAUGCCUGACUGCUGUGACUGCUGUGCCUUUCAAGGGGUUGCUCCCAUAGGAAUGUGCACUGUAGCUUUCAGAUGUAUUUCUAAGAUCUGUACAGAUCUUUUGGGAAUUGUGAUCCUGUAAUUAUUAAUAAAUUUUUGAACUCCAAUCGGCCACCUUACAUUCUGAGAUCUAGGUUUGUAAGUUAAGCAAGGUCAGCUCGGAUUCUAAGGUUUGUGAAAGGAGCAACAUUUAUAAGCUGCUAACUUGGAUUAAUCAGAGCAUGUGUAAAGCACUUUCAAUCCUCUUAAGGUGAGAUGCUUUUGUAUAGACAUAUGUCAUCUGUUACCUCCUAAAAUUCUCAACAUACUUAAUCGAUAACACUACUGUUGCUGUAUAUGAAAAUGUGAUUUCUGCACACUUUGACUGUCCAUUUGUAGCUAGACAAACUUCCCCCGUCUCCCCCCCUCAUAGUGACCUCAGAGGAGACUGACACUGGUAGCCAGAAAGCUGAAAGAAGCCUCUGUUUAAAUACUGGGGUAUGGAGGGCUCACUUGGCAAAGUCCCUCACACUGACUUCAUACGAUGACCCAGAGAUUUUCUUGAGAUUGGGCCUGCCAAUCACGCCUGUAACAGUGGCUAUAUCCUUUCCACAGAAACAUGGCAACUCCAAAGAACAUGGGCACUGGUACCAACUACUUCCACAGGAGGCACUACCAUUUGGUAAUGAUACAGACCCAGAGGGCUAGGACUCUAGUUUCCUUCAAGGCACACUUGGGCGCACAUACGUGUGCCAUCUUCUCUUCAAAUUGCCAAUAGGGUUAUACCUGGUCACUUUUGUCAAUAUUCCUUACAGCAAUGUGUAAGCAAUAGUUGAUGGUUUUUUUCUUUUGGUUUCUUACGAAGUGUAUAUUGCAUAUACCCAUACUCGGUAAUUUGCGGAUUUCUGUGUCCUUUUCUUUAGACACUCAUAUAAUGGAAAUUAUAUAUGCCAUGUGUAUCUUUUUUUUUUUUGUUUGUUUUUUGGGACUUAAUAAAUUCAUAGCAUAUAGUCCUUAACCACUUAAGGACACAACUUUUGGAAUAAAAGGGAAUCAUGACGGAAUAUUUCAGUCGUGUCCUUAAGGGGUUAAAACUAAACUGUUUGUUUUCGCUGUUUUGGUGUUUAGUUUCACUUUUUAAGGUUUCCCUAUGUGAACUUGUGGCAUAUAAUUGUUCAUAGGUUUGUAGGUAUAUCUGCUUCUAGUGUUUAAAGGAACACUAUAGGGUCAGGAAACUUGUAUUCAUGACCCUAUAGUGUUAAAACCACCAUUUAACCACCCUGGGCCCUUCAUGUCUCUCUAAAUAAAUAUAGCAAAAUCUUACUUGUAUUCAAGCCUGAAGCUGUAGCUCUGCAUGCUGUUUGCCUCAGAAAAACAAGCUGUCUGCUGACAUCAGAGGUGGUGGCCUGAUCCAAUCACAGUGCUUUCCCAUAGGAUUGGUUAAGACUGACAAGGAGGCAGAUCAAGGGCAGAGCAAGCACAAUUCAAACACAGCCUUGGCCAAUCAGCAUCUCCUUAUAGAGGUGAAUUGAAUCAAUGAAUGUCUGAGGAAAGUUCAGUGUCUGCAUGAAGAGGGUGGAGAUACUGAAUGUUUGGAUGCAUUUUAGGCAGCCAUGACCCAGGAAGGAUCUCUAACAGCCGUCUGAGGGGAGGCCAGUGAAGUUAUCACUAGGCUGUAAUGUAAACACUGCAUUUUCUCUGAAAAGACAGUGUUUACAGCAAAAAGCCUGAAUGUAAUGAUUCUACUCACCAGAACAAAUUCAAUAAGCUGUAGUUGUUCUGGUGAAUAGUGUCCCUUUAACCCCUUAAGGACAAAACUUCUGGAAUAAAAGGGAAUCAUGACAUGUCACACAUGUCAUGUGUACUCGAGGGGUUAAAUAAAACACUUGCUAGCAACCUAAUACCCACUUCUCAGAUGUCUUGUACAACCCAUAUACAGGAAAAGUAGACUAACUAGCAUGUAAUUCUGCUUCCAAAUCUAGAACUCGUUUUUGUACUAAAAAAAAACUGAAUCAGUUCUGCCGAAUGCUUCAUGUUACUUUUAAUCUAUCUUGAUCAGAUUGGAUUUUUAAAACCAAACUCUCUAAAAUGAGAUUCAAGUAACUUUUUUUAUUUUAUUUUUAAUGUAUAGAGCAUUUUCACAUGCAAUCAGUGCACAGAACAAAUGUGCUUUACUUUAUAUAAGCGGCAUACAGGUUGUUUUUUUUUUUUUUGUUUUUUUUUAGAAUCUUUACUUUUUUCACCACAGGACACUGCAUGUCCUGUCUAUAAAGGUACACACACACCACACCACACCACCCCCUCCCCCACCUCCCCAACCAUAACAAACUGUGCCUGGAAGUAGCUGUGACUGCUUAUUACUUUAUGCACUGGAGUGGGGUAGAAAAGGCAAAAAUCUGAUCAGGAUAUUUUCUAAAGUUUAAUGAAUUUGGGACUCUCUUCUCUGGCACUUGUUCUAUUCCAGUAGAUAAAAUCAAUGCGUUAAAGGGAAACUAGUCCACAAAACAACUUUAGCUUAAGGAAGGAAGCUGGUUUGGAGCAGAGAUCAUGCCUCUGCAGGAACAAGUUCUAAAAUUGAGCAGUGAUUUAAAGGCUCACUAUAGUGUCAAGAAAACAAAUUCAUUUUAUUGACUCUAUACAACCCUUAAGUUCCCCCCUCCAUUGGCGCUGAAGGGGUUAAAACCCCUUCAGUUUGUUGCUUAAAUUCCAGCACCAGGCUCCUUCAGCGCUGGUGACCUCUCCUCCCACUCCGUCGGCUGCAGAGUGAGUGGAAUGCGCAUGUGCGGCAAGAGCCUCACGCAUUCAAACGGUUCAUAGGAAAGCAUUUCUCAAUGCUUUCCUAUGGAUGAUCUGCACGCUGAAUCCUUUUCACAGCCAGUGUCUCAGAAGCACCUCUAGCGGCUGUCAGGAAGACUGCCACUAGAGGCUGGAUUAAUCCUGCAAGGGGGUGUCAAAACAUUGUUUUAUUCUAUGGUUACUGGUAGUAUACCUUGGUAGAAAACCACUUGUGGGUUUUGUUUAUUUUAUGUGUUUUUUUUUUGUUUUUUUUAUGUCUUUUGCUUAUUGGCAUUUAAUUUGUUUUGCCUCCAUCCUUCUGAUGCUGUGCCAGUCCUUCACCCUCCAGCAGGGAGAUUAAAAGAUCCCUCACUUAAGUGUUUGUUCCAACCUCAGGUACAGAACACUUAUUGAUGUCUCAGUGCCAGAAUCACAGGGGCACUGUUAAAGUGGUCUGUACCCAAUAUUGGUGCAGAUCAUGAAGCUCCCCUACUGGAGCAUCAAAGACCCAGCUCACCCUCUAGUAGACCACCGUAAAAAAGAAGCAGGAGUGGAGAACAUGUGGGAGGCCAAGUGAGUGUGUGCCAAUUGAGAGAGACACACGCACACUCACUUAGCCUCCCACAUGCAGCUCUCAUCCUCCUAAUAACACUGACACAAUACUUGGCCAUCACACACCCCACUCAUAGAAACAGAGCCCUCCAAUCUGAUACUGGGCAGUCUUAAUCGGUUUCAGAAUAAAACUUCUGAUUAAACUGUAAACCACUAUAUAGGGUGGGAUCUCUCCUCAGAUCUACCACUUGUAUUCUAUGUAAAUGUAGAACUAAGAUUGCCUCUAGUGACGAUCAGACAGCAAGUAGAGGCACUUCCUGGAUUUUAGCUGACGUGCCUUAAAUUACUCUGGACAUACUCACACUCUACAUAUAGAAUCCUUUUGACUGACUCUCCUGUGAACAGAUGUGAUCAUAUUAUAAUGGUUCAACAUUGAUACUGUUGUAACAUAUGGAUAUUGUUAAUUUGUCUCUCUGGUUGUUUAUGGUUUCUAUUUUUACUAAGCUUGUCCGCUCGAUCAUUUAAUAUGGGUGGGUUCUAGUUUCUGCUCCUAAAUUACCAGGAUGUUUUGUUUAUAAUCCAUUGUAACUGGUGGUGGGAGGUGGAGUGGCUUUCUCAUAGGAUAGUCUCUUAUGCUGCUUGUUUGACUUGGAUAUUUAGAAGUGGCAUACACGGAGUUUAGUCCUGGUGAAAGUCUAGGUUUAUGGACGGAAACGUGUUCUAACAAAGCAUAAUAAAGUUUAAUUAAACUUCGAUAAAGAUCAUUGAGUGUGCUACUCGUGCAAAUACCCCCUCCCCUGCCCCUACUCCCACAUAAUAGCUGGGAUGCUGCCAAAAAUGCCCAUAUGGAUGAGCCCACUCUGGCACUAGGUACAACCAAAAAAAGUAAUGUGGACUGUAAACUGAAGGCUAUGUUGCUAAGAAAGCAAUGAUCAAAUGUUAAUGCUAAAGUUAAGAUGACAUGACUGCUUUAAAUAUUAAACCUAAUUUUCAAACCUGAUUAGCAAUUAAUUGGCUAAACACUUUGCAUAUACAGCAAAACAGGGCUAGAUGCAUGCAGCAAAGUUUGUUUUUAAUAGCUAUUGUGGUGACCUGUGGACACUCCUAUCUAAAACCUCUUACAAGGAGUAUGUUAAAUGUAACAGAGCCACAGAAACAAACUAUUCAUCCUUGACAGAAGUUUAACAAUGAAAGGGAGAGACCUGCCAAGCCACUAAAAUGAAUGAAUAGCAAUGCUGAUGGGAACAUUUAAUUGAAUUGCAUUAAGAGUGCAUGCCCUGUAAUGCUAUUCCAAUACCAUUGUAAGACUCAUCAUGGCCCUGCUAGCUAUCGCUAAUCAUUAGUGGGAAAUUCAAAUCAUGCUUUACAAUAAUUAUUUAACCAGGAAAGGUACAUUGCUUACUCUGGUUUUGAAGUACGUCGUGGGGAUAUUACGAUUACCCAAUUUAAUGGAGGCAAAUAUUUUGUUUGGGCCAUUGUGAUUCCAUAUCCUUGGGUCCUUCGCCAACGUACAAAUGGCUCAAUGGCGAGUACAUGCUGGUGUUAUAGCAGAGUAGGCACCUGCUUUCCCCCACAUUGCAGGUGCCUACUCUGCUAAAACUUAACCAGCCGGUGAGGAGGGACAGGGGCGAGGGAGCUCUGUGUUCCAGCAUCUCACUGCUCUCUGGACAGUGGAGUACCUGGCGGUGUAUGGAGGCACGCAACGUCAUGUCACAUUCUGUGACAUCAACUUGCUCCACCUUCACAGGGUUUCAAGAUGUAGCAGGAGGAUCAGAUUUGGCACAGGGCGCAGACGGCGCCAUUUGGGGUAUACCAGAGGCCAGAGUCGCACACUGGCAGCUGCAGAGGGGUGCAGGAAAUUAGUAUAUGGGGUGGGCUGGGAUUUAGUAGAGGGGGUGCUGUGGUUUAGUAGAAGGGGAUUGGGGGGGGGAUUAAUACUGUAAGUGUAAGUAAGGGUUUUCUUUUUUUUUUUUUUUUGUGGCCAACUUAACCCCUUAAGGACAUGUCAUGAUUCCCUUUUAUUCCAGAAGUUUGGUCCUUAAGGGGUUAAACCUAGUUUAUGUGGCCCAUGCUAGACUUUGAGUUUGACAUGCUUGAUCUAGUUGCAGAAACUAAACAUGACACACUAAAUUAGAGAUGCUCACCUUUAGUUUUUGCGAUGAUAUAAAUCAUUGGCAUACACACAAGUAUCACAGAAGAACAUCCCUUUCUGAUAACACUCUAUUUUUAUUUUAAUAUUUUUUUUAGUUUGUUUGCAUGGAUGAGUUGCUCAAAGAUUGAGCGACCCUGGACCUUUUUCUGUGGGAGUGCAGUGCUGCUUCCAUUUGUAUUGUAGUUUUUCUUGGCAGGCCACAUCUUAAAUGCAGGGUUGAUCUUGUAACUGUGCUAGGCAUGUUAUAAAUCAGUGGUUCAAGCCCAGUCCUUCUGUACCCCUACCAGUCCAGGAUAUAGGGAUUACUCUGUUGUGUCUAAAGUGUUUUUUAUUUUUAUUUAAUUUUUUUUUCUCCUAAAAACACCUUAGACACAACUUGAUAUUUUCUAAAUCCUGGACUGUUGGGGAGGGGGGAGAACCACUGUUGAGGACAGGGUUGGGAACCACUGUUCUAAAUGGAGUUUGUUUUGACAGAGAACUUAUAACCUGCAACAUUAAACCAAGAGAGUUAAACUCUCUAGCACAACUUGUUCUGUUUGUCCUUUCCAUGAAAUUGAAAUUUAGCUUUCAUCCUUCAGAAUCUAAAUUUGAGGUCUCCACUUCCCCUGGAAUAAAACCUUAACCUUUUAAGGAUUGCUGUCCGGCUAAUCUUAUUCACGACAUGUCAUGUGUCCUAAAUGUGUGGUCACAGAGUACCAUUAAGAAGAUGGUCAGACUUAUUAUGGUUUGUCACCUCCAUAAAUUAUUUCAUCAAGAAAGUUUCAGUUUACAUUUUCUAUUAUUGCAUAGAAGGUGAUGAAAUACACUGGAAUAGUGACCUAUUCAAAGCAGUGUAUGUGUAUGCAGUGUUUCUACGCUUAGUACCUUUUCAAUGGCUAAUUGUUUGCUGGUCUCUCCCAUUGCAUAGAAACUCCAUAUGUGGAAACUUCUUUUGGUGGAAAUUCUUAUUUCUCGAUAAGAAUCACGAUCACCUUACUUUAAGUUCUUUGUGAUUUUGAAUCUUCUAACUACUGGUAGUGACAUAACGUUGCUGCCCUCUGCUCAGAAUAUGUGAUUGGAUCCAAUUCCAGCACAUGCUUGAUGGAGGCCAGUAUUUAGAUUUUAACAUGGUGUGAUGCAAGGCGAUCUCAUGAGACUACAAGGAAUAACUGGAUAUAAAGGAGAGUAUGCUGGGAAGAUUUUACUUGACAAUGUGGAGCUUGCCUUGAGCUCUGCUCUGUCAAGAGGAGGACAUUAAAUUUAAAGAGAAACUGAUCAGAAAUUAAGUAAAGAACUGUUUCUGAAGGAGGAAGAGAAGCCAUGAUAAAGGUACAUUUGGGAUGACUGCCUUUAAAGAGAUACUCAAAGCACCCAAACCCUAGCUUUAUGUUUAGUAGUUUUUUUUUGUGUUUUUUUUAUUUAUUUUUUAUUUAGAAGUACUUGUCUCAUGCUCUAAUUGAACGAUAGUCACACACUAGGCUUUAGCAAGUUAUUUAUAGAUCACUUACGUGAAUUUUAAUUUUCAUGGAAAUAAAGAAUUAUCUUGUAUCCAGUUGCCAUCCUGGUUAUCUAAAGCUUAAAAUCCUUGGGACAGGACCCAGAUUUACACUACUCUGCUCUUGGGAGUUUUUAGAUUCACUUAUUCAAUAUUCUAUUGUAUGCCACAGUUACAAUGUAGUUUUUCCUUUGAGUUUCUAGGUAUUAUGCUAAGUUACAUAUUCCUGGUGAAGUUGAAGAAAGUUGCAUUAUUUAGGUUACUACAGAGUAAGUGCUCUUUAGAUUUUUUUUUUUUUUUUUUUCACUUGGUGCACUUUGUUUCCACAAACAUUUUGCUGUCCUUUUUAGACAUUAAAGGACCACUAUAGUGCCAGGAAAACACUUGUUUUCCUGGUGUUAUAAUGCCCUGAGGGUGCCCCCACCAUCAGGGUCCCACUCCCGCUGAGCUCAAAGGGGAGGAAGGGGGUUAAACUUGCCACUUUCUCCAGCGCCGGGUGGGGGACUCUCCUACUCGGCUGCAUGCGCCGCACGCGCAUUCAGCCAGUCUCAUAGGAAAGCAUUCGCAAUGCUUUCCUAUUGAUGCUGGCGUCUUCUCACUGUGAAAAUCACAGUGGAAAGUGCGGAAGCGCCUCUAGCGGCUGUCAAUGAGACAGCGACUAGAUGCUGGAUUAACCCAGCUAAGGUUAAUCCUAGCUGGUAAGUAAAAAAAACUCUAGAUGGAGAGUAUAUAGAUUACAGGAGCUAGCUUGGUGACUAAUGCCUAAAGCACAAUGUAUAGAUAAUAUUGAUAAAAUGUGUGAAGUAAAAUAGCUGAUGCUGUACCUUUAAAUACUCAAUAUGUAUAGUGUCCCUUUAAAUGAGGGAUCAGAGAUAAAAAAACAGAUAGACAAUGUAUAUGUAUAAAAUUAAAACAUGAAACAGAAUAGUAAUAAAAAAUGAUAGAUAUAUACAUAGUGUGUAUGUGUAAAAUACGAUAAAUAAUAAAAUAGGAUGAAAAAUAAAAGUAAAAAUAAACUAAGUGCCUAAAUGGAUGUGCAGCGAAUAUGUAUAGAACAGGUAUCUUAAUCCCCAAUGAGGUGUGAGGUAGAUGAUGCUUGUUCUAAAUAAUAUACUUUAUAUUGUCAAAGAUGAAAGUAUCUAAAUAUUAAGCAACACAGUACCUGGAACUGUUAGCUUAAGCGAUUAUAUACAAUGUAUCGCUUGUAGACUGAAGCAAUAGCAAGCUAUUAACACAGCAGGGGAUAAGAUUUCUCUGGGGGGGGGCAAUUGCCCCCCCUGGAUCCGCCACUGGCUAGACCCUGCAAGAGCCUCCUGUAUGUGAUUAAAGUUCAAUUUAGAGACUGAGAUACAAUUAUUUAAGGUAAAUUACAUCUGUUGGAAAGUGAAACCAGUUUUAUUUUUUUUUAUUUAUUUUUUUCAUGCAGGCUCUGUCAGUCAUAGCCAGGGGAGGUUUGGCUAUGGCUGCAUAAACAGAAACAAAAUGAUUUAACUCUUAAAUGACAGUGAAUUGAGCAGUGAAAUUGCAGGGGAAUGAUCUAUACACUAAAACUAAAGUAAUUUAGGUGACAAUAGUGUUCCUUUAAUUCCUGUUACAGUUGCUCAACACAGGACCUUUUGGUAGCAACUGUAACUGGAAAUUGUCUGCUCUGCACGUCUCCGAAAGUGAGGCUCCUGCUGGGGACGUGCUCUCAGACCAACGCCGUCCUCACCGGCAGCCGGAAUACAGACCAGCUGUCAACACAAUCCAUAUCCAUCCUCAAACAAUCUGAAGGUCCUUGCUGUUAUUUGACUCAUAAGUCUAGUAUUUUUUUUUUCUUACCUGUAUGUUUGCAAUUUUAAUUUCUAUUUUUAACUGUGAAAUAAACUGGCAUUUUUGAUCAAUAGAUCCAGUUUUUAUUGCUUCAGUCUACAAGCGAUACAUUGUAUAUAUCGCUUAAGCUAACAGUUCCAGGUACUGUGUUGCUUAAUAUUUAGAUACUUUCAUCUUUGCCAAUACAAAGUAUAUUCUUUAGAACAAGAAUCAUUUGCUGCACAUCCAUUUAGGAGCUUAGUUUAUUUUUACUUUUAUCUCAUCCUAUUUUUAUUUUUUUUAUUUUUAUUUUUUUUAAUCGUAUUUUACUCCUUUUAUAUAUAAUUGUUUUUUUUUGUUUUUUUUACUAUUUCAUGUUUUAGUUUUAUACGUAUACAUUCUUUCUCUUUACAUUUACUUCUCUUUAUUUAUCUGUUUUUUUUUUUUUAUCUCUGAUCCCUCAUUUAAAGGGACACUAUACAUAUUGAGUAUUUAAAGGUACAGCAUCAGCUAUUUUACUUCACACAUAUCUAGUCAUAGUGCUUUAGCCAUUAGUCACUAAGCUAGCUCCUGGAAUCUAUACUCUCCCUCUACAGUGUUUUUGUUUUUUGUUUUUUACUUAUCUUCUAUAUAUGUUUUUAGUGAACCCCUAUUUGUUCCAGGUUUUUGAGCAGCUCUGUGCUAGUCUGUCUCCCUCUCCCCUGUUACAUUAGGUACACCAGAAUUUUUCUCUUUAACCCUAGCUGGACCUGGCAACCAGACCACUUCAUUAAGCUGAAGUAGUCUGGGUGCCUAUAGCGGUCCUUUAAUUAGCACCUCCUAGGUAUUUAGCACUUUGGAUUGUACUUUGCAUGUAUUGUUGCACCACUUAUGUAUAUACAUAUUGAAUAGUAUUUUAAAGGUAUAGUGCAUCUUUGUAUUUUUAUUUAUAGAUGCUGAUAUAAUUUAUACAUUGCACACUUUGCAGUAAAGAAACUUUAAAUUUAAUGUGUAGAGACUGCAUAAACGUGAUUUAACUCCUAAAUGGCAGAGAAUGGAGCAGUGAGAUGGCAGUGGCAUGAUCUAUUCACUAAAAACGGAGUUAAAGUUGUUUAGAGGGCUUUUGAAUAAAUUAUGAAGGCAUGGAUCCUGUUCCAUAAAGAACCACACUGGGCACAGUUUAUGGAAAUUAAAUUAUGGUGUGAGGAGGUUCCAGGUGCUCCCUUACCUUAAGGGGUUAACCAUAACUGUUUAAUGCCAAACUCUGAAAGAUGGCUCCCUAUCACUCUGCCCUUCCAAUCCCUCUGAUAGUCUUAAAUCGGUAAACCUUGAACCGGGAGCCACUUAAAGCAGCAGCUGACUCUGUGCUUACCACUAGCUGCCAUUAGCUUUUUUUAAAUUUAUUUAUUUAUUUUAACCUCCGAUUUCUGAAUUGGUAAUCCUCUCCAUCAGAGGUAGUGAAGGGGCAGUGUGGUCAGAUGCAGUUUCCCAGAGUUUGUAUGGUGUGAGGAGGUCCUUCAAACUUCACUGUUUAACUUGUACUGCAUUCCUGUUCUAGAUUGCCCUUGAGUGCUAUCAGACCAGGGCCAGAUGGACUGGGGAAAAAAAUUUGGCCUGGACAUUUUUUAAUAACAGCGGCCCAAUAAGAAGUGGGUGGGGCAGAGAGGGUGUUUUGUCAUUACCAAUGACAAGCAUGCCCCAUCUCAAAGUGAGCAUGUUGGUUCAAUGCUCUUCCAGGGCAGAUCAUGCGCAGAGCUCGAACAUGAGAAGAAAGCACUGUAUUUGUUCUGCACAGUGCAAUUUAAUAACAUGUUUCCGCUGACUUGUCUAUGGUGCCUCUAUAAAUGGGAUACCAGGAGACAAAAGGGCCAGGAAGGAGUAUUGUGUAUGUGUUUGGAGCCUGCUUGUAGGAUUGCGUGUGUAGAUUGAGCUGAUUGUGGUGUGGUAUUGUGUAACAAGUUCGGGUUUUAGUAGUGUUGUUUGUGGUGUAAUGUAAUGCAUGUGUGGUUAGGGGCUGUAGUGUGUGGGUGUGUAUCCCUCUUCCCUUCUUACCUUUAGCUGGGGGGCGGGGGAGAGGAAACAGUGUCGCCAUCCCUGGUGGGUGAACUCUAGCCUGUGGGGCUAGAGUUCUCUCACGAGACCGGUGGCAUUGCCAUGGCAACGCUAUGGGUCUCGCAAAAGGAACUUGGCGGAGCUGCAAGAUACAGCUCUGCUGGGCCCUCCUCUCCCUCCCUCCCCCUCAGCCAUAUGUCUGUGCAAGUGGGCCGGUGAGGGAGAUCUUUGAUCUCCCACUGGCCCGUACUGGAAUGCAGCAGGGCCGGCGUUCAGAUAGCUCUGGCCAUGCAAAGACCAGCAGGGGAGAUCCUGUGACCUCCCCUGCUGGCUUUGGCCCAUGGACAUCGUGGCCCACCGGGCAUUUGCACGGUGUGCCCAAAGGCCAGUCCAGGCCUGGAUCAGACUGAUAUAAAAAGGGUAUAGGUUCUCUCUGUAAUUGCACAAGUGAGCAUAAACAUUUUUAACACCCAUGUGAGAACUAAUGAAGGGCUCCUCUGUUGAAAACCUUUCAUUUCAGAACGUUGACUUACCACACUGAGCUUAGCUAUUUUUAUUUUAUUUAUUUUAAAGCUUUUUAAUUGUCUUCUAGGAACAAGGACAUUGUGUGAAGAGUCACAAUUUCAGUGUGGAAAUGGGCGCUGCAUUACAUUACUGUGGAAGUGUGAUGGUGAUGAGGACUGCGCUGAUGGUUCGGAUGAGAGCUCCUGUGGUAAGUGCUGGGCUGCUCACAAUACUGGCUUAUUCGUUCGGACAAAGAUCUGGUUUAUGUUAGCACUUCCUGUUUUAAAGUGUUUUCUGGCAAUAGACAUCAAAGCUUCUUUGCUUACAAUUAGUAUUUGAGGUUUUGAGGCUCUUUAAUGCCUAGCCUCUUUCAAACCUAAUUCAUACAUAAACACUUCAAAUUCCUUGCUAAGCAAGUGAAAUGAACAGCUAGUUGCCCUGAAUACACAACUAUUACAGUUGUACAUCAACUCACAUAAGGAUUUCGGGGAAUUUAAAUAUUUAGUUAAACCAAUUUUUGUUUUCCAACUUCUAAUACUUCAGCCUAAAUUCUGCAAAAUAUUUUAGUUUAUUUUUCUUGUGGAAGCGGUCUUUAGACAAUACAAAAUUGAAUGUAUAAACUCCGAACAGAAUGCCCUCCCACUCAUUCACAUGUUCAGUGAACUGCAUUACAAUAUGCAAAGCACAGGUAGUGGCACUGAAGCACAUUGGCAAAAGUGGAAAUCACACAAUAAGACUCCAUCUAAAUCAUUGAAUCAAACUUGGUGUAAGGCACAGUCGUAACCUUAACAGUCUUACACUAGGAUAAAUGGCCCACGCUAUUGGCCAUUCAAGUUGGUGUAAUAGGCAAUAAACUGUUUUUUUUUUUUUUUUUUUUUUAAUACUGAACACUCACCCAAAAAAGUUUCUACAGUUAACAGACGUAUCAAGCUUCAAAUCAGUGGAUCAGAUUUGGUGUAAGUUGCACCCUGCCACUGGCAGUGCCAAGGUAAAACAGUAGCCUAACCACCAGUCUUGCUCUUGGAUCAAUUAGACAGGCUAUUUCCCACUCAAGUUGGUGUAAUUGCCACUGGCUGUAGCUAGUUUGGUACAGCAGUAACCUAAACAUAACCAGUCUCACAGUAGGAUCAAUAAUAGUCCAACUUGACAAAUUCAGCCAAAUUUCAAUGCAGCCUUAAACAAGUACAGUCUAGAAGUUAUUGUUUUGUGGCCUUUCCUAGCGACCCGGUUUACUAUAGUGUUAUGGCUGCAGGUUUGUAUUCCUAAUACCUUAGUGUUGUAGUGGCUGAUUAGUUUUAGUCAGUAGUGGGAUUUAUAAAAUUCUAGUAACUAGUUCCAACUUCAUGUUUCCAACACCACAGGGUUGGCCCAAGACACUGUGCUGCCUAGGACCAAGACUCAAACUCUACCCCCUCCACCACCAAGUCAUGCGUGCACACACAAGCACAUCAACGCAGUCACACAUGUGCCCUGGUUGGCAAAAACACAUGGGUGGCAGGGUAAUGCAAUAAAUGCCUUAACCGUAUAUAUCAUGCCAAUGAGCAGUAAAUGCAUAAAUCCUGUAUAUCAUGCCAAAGAGCAAUACAGUCUUAAACUUUGUAUAUAAUGCCAAUGAGCCAAGUGUGGCUCCAAAACAUCUGCUAGUGAAUGUGCAAACAACCUGCCAGUGCCAUCUCUCUGCCCUUGGCCUCACUGUCAUCCCCACAGCCACUCUGCCAUCUCCCUGCCCCCAGCCAUGGUGACAGUGUGUGUGACGGUAUAGCAAGUGUUAACAGGGGGUGGGGGUGACAGUAGGGCAGAUGGUGAUGGUGGGGGCGGGGGUAAUGCUCUGACUGCCCAGAGAUCAUGAGAUCUCUACACCAUAGUCUGCAGCUCUGCAUCUGGCAGAGCUGCAGACUACGGAGGGGCCGCGCACCUGGUGGCAUACAGGACAAGUGGCCGAGCCCCCUCCUGGUGUCAGCCCUUUUUGACACAUCAGUCGGCUAUUUUAAUCACCGGUUCGGCAAACUUGCUACAUUUUACGAACAGGUUUGCCUGAACCUGAGAGUACUUGCUAAAUCCUUUGACUCGCCUUUCUUCCUCGUUACUCUUCUCACAGUCAUCCAGAUUUCUGUGAUCGUCCAAUCCAAUGCUGCUCAUAGGGGAGCAUUGGGGAUGGAGUAUGAGCAGUAAGCUCUGUGCAUGUCAAAAUGCUACUCAUAGGAAGUGGUCUUGGUGACUUUUGUUGGUUUAAAAAAAAAAAUACACCCACACCCACACCCACACCCACCAACCACCAACCACCGGGCUUGCAGUAUUCAGUACAACAACCAAAGGUUGGUCUUGAGUACCCAGGCCCUUAAUUAUAGGGAUCAUAUAGUGCUAGGAAAACGCGGUUUUCCUGGCAAUAUAAGGUUAAUGGGUCCCUCCUUCCGCAGGGCUAAAGUGGUUAAAACCACUUGCCUGAAUCCAGUGCCGAGUGACAUCAGCCGGCAGGGGCCGUGUGCGCAUUAAAGCUCCCCAUAGGAAAGCCUUAUUCAGUGCUUUCCUAUGGAGAAAAUCUGAUGCUGGAGGACGUCCACCGUCAACGGACAAAAGUGUUAAGAUUCCAGAAGCGCCCCCCAAUGGCUGUCUGGUACAUUGCAAACUUGGUGGUCUGGGCCUCCAGUGUCAGAUUUUCCAUAUAGGAAAGCAUUGAGUUCCCUGGAACUGCAAUGUCUUGCAUUGCAGCACUAAAUGCAAAAGGGACACAGCACCUAGACCACUUCAAUUAGCUGAAGUGGUCUGGGUGCUUAGUGUCCCUUUUAACACACUUACAAUGGUGCUCUAGAGUGAGGGAACAUUGCAGAGGCAGAAUAACUUAAAUGAUUGUGGAUACAUCUCUUGUCUAGCUCGAUUAUAGAUGAAAUGCACAAAAACCUGAAUGCUAAAUUUUGCUGAGGCGAGGUCUAACUAGAUUUUAAAUAACUCCUAACGUGGGCUGAGUAGUUCAGGAAUUUCAGAUCUGCUCACACAGUGUGCCGGCCUAUCUAGCAAUAAAAAUAUAUACAUGGUAGGAGGCACGUGCGAGAUAAAUUUGAAAACACCACAGUGAGAUCUUGUUAGCAACAUCCAGUAACUGUUUAAAGCUUUGGAAUGUAUGCAAAAGCCUCUGCAACUGCAAAAGAAGAAAGUAGCUAUACAGUUAUAAUUUAACAAUAGUAAACUAUAAUUCUAAACAUGUGGUCAAUAGUACUCAUUUAAAGGAAUAUUCCAUGCAGGCAUCACCACUGCUGUAGUGGUGCCAGGACUGCAGUAAAAUCAUGCCUGUGUAACUUAUGCCAGAUGCAGACAUGGCAUACUUUGCUUCUAGGAUUCUACUGCAUGAGAAUCUGCUGGCUCUACUGAGAGCAGCAGAGCUCAUGCUUGUUAGCCAAUUGAGUGCAGUUCUGGAUUGACCUUGCUUGAUGAAUAGCCUCCCUCUGCAGAAGAAAACUGUUGCAGGUGUCUAGGAGACUUUGGUAAGUUGUCAAAUGGUUCUAAAAUGCUCUGAUGAUUAUACUAGAACAGCACCCAGGCAUUCCUGACACUAUAACCACAACCAGGUUGGUGCUUUAAAAUGCUAAUUCAGUAUUCAUAAGGAACCAUUAUAGUAUGAGCUUAAAGGGACACUUGGGGCACCAUGUUAUUUUAAGGGGUUUAACUAUUUAGAAGUGGCUUGACUCCAAAUGUUCGAGGAGGGCACCUGUUUGCGCUGCCACGCUUCUUCCUUCAGAGGUCCACUGCAUCAAGACUGGACACUGCUGGAUUCCUCAUUACUCCACUCAUAAGAAAAAGGUUUUUGAUUUUUUUUUUUUUUUUUUAUUAUUUUUUUUUUUUCUCACCUCCUAUAUAUUUUCUCAGUAUUAAGACUGGGGAGCUAGUGAUGGGCAAAGAACAUCCGCAGAGCUUGAUCCUAACCUCCCUGGUUGAAGCCUUAGGUUAUCGGAGAAAGUUGCUGUAUCUGGGCUGGCUUUAAACGCUGCAUCCUUACAGCUUGCUCUGUAGUGACCUUCUGCUCUAUUACAAUGUGAGCUGCCAGAACAUUUUUAGACCCAGCUGAAGUAUAGCUUUUCACUGCAGUACUCUGUAAAUGGCAUGGACUGGACCUCUGGUGUCAGUUUCCAGAGCUCUUGCCAGCUUCCUCACACCGCCAUUGCAGGCAGUAUGCAGCCCCAGGUGCAUAUAAAGCACAGUUGCUUUCUGGUUCACUUUCCACUUUCCUUUUGAGGAGACAAGUGGAAACAGUCUUGUUUAUGUAUUUUGAAACACACCAUCCAUUGGCGAGCUUGGAAGGCUUAAAUAUUUCCGGCAUUCCAUUCCAUACUAAAGUAGACUUAAAGUAAUAUCCAAACAUUAAACACUUGUAAUGCUGGCAUGUUGGGCUGCCACCUAGGGACUGUGGAAUCUGUAACAAUUGCAUUGUUGAACCCAAUCACUCUAUAGCAAUGUCUAAACAAUUUAGUUAUCCCCAUCUAUUGAAGUAAUUUAUUGCAAUGCAUUGGGAAGGAGUAUAGUGAGGAGUAAGUCUUUGUGAACUGGUGAUGGUUUUAAAUUUUAUUAUUUUUUUAUUUUUAUUUUUUAUUUUUUUUUAAUCAUGGGAGUUAAUAAAAUGUUACACAAUAUACCAGUGGUUCCCAAACUUUUUAGGUUCAAGGCGCCCUUAAGAUUUCAGUAUUUUUCCAAGACUCCAAAAGUCAAAAUUUCUAGGUUGUGUAUCUGAACAGCACUGCGGCAUUUACUGGCGCCAUAGUGUAAUGUACAGUGUUGGAGGGGUGCUUGUAUAUAGUAAUUGUGUGUUUUUUUUUGUUUUUUUUUUAUACAGGGGGUGCUUGUAUGGUUUGCAGUGGUGUAUCUGAAUGUAAUCACUCUUAAAUGAGGAUGUACAUUUGUGUGAAGUGUUUGUUUUAGUAAAGGGGUGUGUUUGAUUUUUGUUUUUAGUUUGAAUGCAGGGGUGUGUAUGUAAUUGAGUUGGAUUACAGGAGUGUGCUUGUAUGUUGUGCUGGUGUUUGCUUGGAUACAUAUGCGCGCGCACACAAGUUAAAGAACAGCACACAAUAAAAUGAUUUUCAAUCUUGCAAGGCAAACAAAUAAGGGGAUUCAGUUCCACCGUAUGGCAAUAUAGUGUUAAGCCCACCACUACGUCACAGUACCCAGAUAUCUGUAGGUUCUACACGAACUUUAAUAUGCUUAACCCCUUAAGGACACAUGACAUGUGUAACAUGUCAUGAUUCCCUUUUUAUUCCAGAAGUUUGGUCCUUAAGGGGUUAAACUGCUUCUCGUUUACAGGAUUUGGGUAUUGGCACACUAUCUCAUUUAGAUAGUUUUUGGAGUUGUGACUGUUUACUUGACUGAUGUACUUUGCCAAAUAGCCUGAAAAACCUUGUGAAUCUGUACAUGUGUCCUAAAUGUUAGCUGAAUUAUUUCCUAAUGUUUCACAUGCUACUUGACAUUAGCUAAAUAUAUGCCAAGUUUUCGCAGCUCUUAAAACUUCAAAGUUCUGAUAUUUUUAUAUUUGCCUCCAGUUGUACUUUUUUAUUUAUUUAUUUUUAUUACAUGCUUCUACAGAUGAAGUUUAAUUUAGAGUCUGUAAAGUUGUUGAGAAAACCUUUUUUUGAAUUGUUACCUUUAUGGAACAUCAUAAAACUUUAGUUCAAAAAAAUAUUUUCAGUGUGUGGUUGUGUUUUUUUUUUUUUUUUUGCAAUAAAUGGGCAAGGAAUGCCUGCAGUGUAGUUAUUCUGAGUUGUUUACAAACUUUUUUUUAAAUUUAGUCAGUGUAGUGGAGUGGAGUGUAUAGAAAGAAUCUCAGAAGUCUUGAAUAAAAUACUAAACUUUGGUUCAUGAAAUGUGUUCCUCACAGUAAAGAAAACUUGUUCGGAGUCUGACUUUGUAUGCAAUAAUGGCCAAUGUAUCCCGAACCGGUGGGAGUGUGAUGGAGACCCAGACUGUGAAGAUGGAUCAGAUGAAACACCAGAGCUAUGUCGUAAGUAAUACACUGAUCAGUUUGAUGUGUAAGCCUUGGUGCUUGUUAAGAAUGGGAUAAUAAACAUUUUCUGCAUAGUUACAUUUAUGAAUGUUAUGAGCAUUUGGAUAUAAAAUGUGUUAUUUGGGUAUACCCAGGUUAAUUUGAGCUAGAAUUGUAUCUUCUGUAAUUUUACUUGGCACGUAAGCUGUGCUCUUACACAUACUUGUUGUAAUGACUUGUAUAAACAUUUGCAAUUAGUUUAGCGAAGACAUUCAGAUUUUGUUUUCUUAUUAGUUUGGGAUUUUGAACUCCUACUUGCAUACGAAGGUUACAUUUAAAUGUUACUUCAGUACAAUAUCUAGAUGGUUACAUAGAGCACCAUAUUUGGUUUGGCCUAAGUUAGCAUAAGUUGAUUAGUAAUUUAUGAAUGAAAAUGUAUUUCAAUACGCUAGCUAAUUAUGCUAGCCUACAUAAGGAUCUGCAUUAAAAACUUUGGAUCAUAUCAUCACUGGAUUGAUACUGAAUCUAUGGUUGGCAUUGGUAUGUUAUGUUUACUUUUUCUGACAAGCAUUCAUACUUUACUCUGUUUUGUGGGUUUGUAACUUCUGCUUAUUUUUUUAAUAAAUAUAAACUUUUGUCUGAAUUUCAUUACUACCCUUUUCUGAAAAUGUUGACAUGUAUGUACUUAUUCUUUGUUUAUAAUUGUGACCAUCACAACUUCAGUGCACAUAGUGAAAAAACAAUUUAAUAAAAAAAAAAAAAAAAAUGUUCCCUUGAAUAGAAAUUCUAGGGCCCCCAAAGACUUACCUUUUUUUAGGUAUAAAAAAAAUAGGGAAAUUCUGCUAAGGAAGCUGAAUACAAAACAUGACAUAACUUUAUGAAAAGAGGUGAUUCCAAUUGGCCACUUACACUUCUGAUAUGAAAACACUGCCAAGUAUAUAUUAUCCAACUUGGAUCUUCUGAUGUUCAGACCACUUUUGUCUGCAGUGAGGAAUCAAAUCCUAGAAAAAUGAUUACACUUUUUUCAUUUUUCUAUCUUUAUAUUGUGGUGCAAGCAUAAUAUGCAGUAACCAUACAGUUUGAAUCAUUUAAAACAUGAGCAAUUAACAUAGUUGCUACUUAUAAAGUUAUAGAAAAUGUAGACUGAAACAAACCCCAACAUAAAUACUGUCUUUAUAACACUAAGCGAAGUAUCAACGUCCGUAACUAACAGGUUAUAAGUUUUGCCAUCACUCCUUCUCUUAGGGAGUGUGGGGGUUGCUACUUCGGUAGUAAAAGCUAUGUAAGAAGGGGAAGGACCUUUCCUACGGAUAUACAUAUAUGGAUAGACAUAAACCGUAUGAUAAAAUAUAAGUAAAGGCAUGUUAAACAAAAGGUUAAAAAAUGGUUAAGACUAGUGUCUUUAAGUAGGCCCUAGAUUCCACUCCUCUCAGGUAGGUACUAUAGCCGGCUGCUGUCCUGUAGGGUAGAAUUGCUGGAUAGUAUCCACGUUCUAAUGUGGAGUGCAGAGGCUCUGAUUUAGAGGCUCUGACUGUAAUAAAGGUUGUGAUGUCUCAAGUUUAGUAAUCGGUCUGAGCUAUUGCCUCAGUCCUCAAAUGCACAAGUCAGAGGCCAGUGCCGCAGUAAUUACUGCAGCAUGGUCUGCAUCUGUGCAAAACCUCACCAGCAGAUACCAAGUAACAUCCACUGGAACUUUUACCUGGGCACCUGAAAGUGGAUCUCCACUGCUUUGUGUUAGUCUUCAAGCGCUUGUAGGUGACCUGAGAGGGUAGCAAACUCCCCUCUCUACAGAGAACUGCUGCAAACAAUGCCUUAAAUGGACAUUAUAGGCACCCAUACCCAGGGCCAGUGCAAGGAUUUUUGGGUACGCGGGCAAAGAUUUUGCCACCCGCCCCAAAAAACUCUUCACCUGUGUGCCUCUUUACACCCCUUUGUGUCUUAUCCCCGCUUUUGAAUGUCUUAACCACUUUUAGUGUGUAUCAUGCCCUAUUUUCCCUCCCACGUUUUUUGUCUUGCACAAAGGGGGUUUUAAGAGAUACUCUUCCUAGCCCCUAUGUGUGUGUCUCCUUCUCUCACAGCUCUGACUUUUUUCCCCCCUUUUCCCCAGCCCAUCUGACUUGUUUUUCACCUCCAUGCCCGUCUGUGUAUCUUUCUACCCGCUCAUGUCCCUCUGUCUUUCUCCCCCCUCAGGCUCCCCUCCCCUCACUGUCACUUAGUGUUCCUCACCCUUCCCUGUCCAGGUGUGGUGAUUUCAUGCUCUGUCUUGCGUUCCAUAUGCUUUCUGACAACCUCUUAUAUUUCAUUGAAAAAGAAAAAUGGGCACUUAUGAAAAAUAUUUAAAAACAAAAAUUGGAUGCCAAAGAAAAUAGAUAAAACAGAAUAUAAAUAGGGAAAAAUCAGGAGAUUUGUAAUAGAGCUAGAGGAUAGAAUACCGGGGAAAAACAAUGAAAAGCUUAUGAUCUAAAAUGUACUUUUUCUACUAUUAAGAAACUUUCCUAAGGGGGGGGGGGUGAACCCUAUUCUAACUAUAUAAAAGAACCCCAAAGAAAUAGAUAUCUUAUUGUGGCAGUUCUAUUAAUGCUACCCACUCUCCAAUGAGUAGGUGAGAAACGUCAUGAUACUCUGCAUUCUCAAAUUAUUCCAAUCCAGUCACCUCACAGAAAAGCAUAUGCACAGGCAGCUAAUUGAAACCAAGAUAAUCAUGAAGAUAGAACAUUUUUAUAGAGGGAACCAAAACUAAAGGGAAGAAUAACACAAUUCUUCAAACCACACAAUCACUUGUUCAACUCUCUCUGUUAAUCAUACACACUUUUCAAAAAGAAAGGUUGGAAGAAACAUCUUAGUUAGGAGAAUGAGGAGGAAUUAGAUAAACAAUUGGGCUUUUAUCAUUUAACAAAUAUCGAAUUAACUGUUAAUUUGAAAGGUUUAGAAAAAGGUCUUAAGUUUGCAACAAUGAGAAGACCUUUUUAGUACAUGUAUUGAUCUACAAAAGUGGUUUUCGAAAAAGGACUUUAUUUUUUUGGGUAAAACUUUUUUUUUUUUUUAGAUUCUUAAAUGGAUAAAUCAAACACUUUUUUUACCCUAUGGUGGGGGUGGGGUGGUGUCUAUCAGAAUAUUAUAAGACACUUUUAAUAUGGUAUGUCAUGAGCUAGACCAGGGGUAGGCAACCUAAGGCACUAGUGCCAUGUACGGCACUCAAGGCUGCUAGAGCUAAACAGGCUCUGACCAAUCAGAAGUCCCAGUGAAUCUUCAGAUAUCUGCUAAUACGAAAAGGUGGUGAAGGACAAUCCUCAAUUUAUGCAUUGCAGCACAUAGAGGAAGUGAUCUCAGAUCACUUCCUCCCAGCACUUGUGAAUGGGAAUCCACACUGUAGUAGAGCAACCUGCAGCUGCUGUUGCAGCUCCUGUCCUUGACCUGUACCUGGCCAGCCUGGUCCCCACUGGAACCCAGGGAAGCCACCCACACUGCUAGAUAUACACAGACCUGCAGAAUAAGCCUCCCCUCAUAAAAAUAAUACGAACAGCCCACACACAAACAUAUACACACAAUCUGCACAAACAUAAGCCGCUAACAAUCCACAUACAUGCACACAACCCCACAUGCAGCCUCUCACAUGCAAUACCCCAAACAGCCCACACACUACCAAACACAAUGUGACAUAUCAUCCACACACAAUUCCACAAGCAGCCCUCAUACACAGCCCACAUUUAUAUGUAUCAUACACCAUACCAUAAACUACUAAUGAACAUAUACAAAAUAAAAGCUCAUAUACACACAAAUACAAUGAUACAAAGCAAUUAGAGUAUAAAUAACACAAGCAGAAUACGGCAGCAAACACACCAAUUUAAAAAAAAAAAAAAUAGGAUUGGCACGCUACGGGACAUCACAGUCCUAUCAGCACAGUGCUGCUAAAAGGUUGCCUACCCCUGAUCUAGACAAACUAGAGCUACAACUAUAAAAGGUACAUAAGUGUGUUGGUGUUAGUUUGCAUGACUAAAGAAUAUUGUCUUAAAGUAUUUUCGGAGAUCUGAAUACCUAUUAAAUAUUGAUCCAUACGCCAACAAUUAAAUUUAACUUUUUAUCUUUUAGAUACGGCUUAUGAACAAUAUAUUUUUAGAAAAAAUUUAAAAAUAACUUUACAAUCAACCAUUUUUUCCUUAACUAAAUGUGCAUAAAAAUCUUACUAAACUACUGGUGAUUCAUAUCCUUAGUGACAUAAAUUCCAUAACUGCACAUUUAUCGGAAUUUAUUAAUCAUAAAAUUCAAAAAUAUGCACAAGGUGCACCUUCUUAUAAAAGACCCACCUCACAUUUUAAAAACAGAAGAAAUUGGGAAAAUUAUUUGGGUCAUGAUAGAUUGUAACCUACUUGUUCACAAUUAUAAAUCAUGAUACAGGCACUUAAGCAGUGGAGAAAAUCCUUAAAGGGACACUAUAGUCACCUGAACAACUUCAGCUUAAUGAAGCAGUUUUGGUGUAUAGAAUAUGCUCCUGCAGCCUCACUGCUCAAUCCUCUGCCAUUUAGGAAUUAAAUCCCUUUGUUUAUGAACCCUAGUCACACCUCCCUGCAUGUGACUUGCACAGCCUUCCAUAAACAUUUCCUGUAAAGAGAGCCCUAUUUAGGCUUUCUUUAUUGCAAGUUCUGUUUAAUUAAGAUUUUCUUAUCCCCUGCUAUCUUAAUAGCUUGCUAGACCCUGCAAGAGCCUCCUGUAUGUGAUUAAAGUUCAAUUUAGAGAUUGAGAUACAAUUAUUUAAGGUAAAUUACAUCUGUUUGAAAGUGAAACCAGUUUUUGUUUUCAUGCAGGCUCUGUCAAUCAUAGCCAGGGGAGGUGUGGCUAGGGCUGCAUAAACAGAAACAAAGUGAUUUAACUCCUAAAUGACAGUGAAUUGAGCAGUGAAAUUGCAGGGGAAUGAUCUAUACACUAAAACUGCUUUAUUUAGCUAACGUAAUUUAGGUAACUAUAGUGUUCCUUUAAGGAAGAUGAAACCUCAACCUAGUAUACAGUUUGUGGUUUAUUUUUGGUAGAAAGUGUGUGUGUGUGUACAGCAAUGGGAACCUGGCUCGCCCGAGCUAUAACAUCUACAUCUUGGUUUAUUUACUACACCCAAUACACUGGAGUUUAAUGCACUAGCAUGAGUUUGUUAAUUACUCUACCUGACACUGUGUGGGUCAGGAAAGAUGAACCAUUUAAAAUGGUUGAUGCCAAUAAGCAGUACCUUGUAACCUGUGAGUGACCCAUGUUUGUGAUCAGUGUUACGGUCUUCUAAAGUUGGAGCAUAAGCUGCUAAUAAGCACUCUCUCAAAUAUUUGCAAACUAGUAAUGUGAGCUGUGUGGAAAACCGCCUUUUGGAUGGAGGCUUUCCAUCGCAAUAUGUUAUUUAUUUUGGAGAAGUCUAUGACCUGAACUGUUGGUAUAGGUUAACUGAAAACUGUUUGCUUUACUCACCACUUCCUUUCAGAUGUGAGGACGUGCAGAGCUACAGAAAUAAGUUGUGGUGCUCGUUCAACACUGUGCAUCCCUCUUUCAUGGCAAUGUGAUGGUGAAGGAGACUGUGACUAUGCAGAGGAUGAAGAGAACUGUGGUAAGUGGUACUUUCACCCAAGAAGCUGUUUGAUCAGGUUGUGUAGCUGACCAAUGUAUAACUACCUUGUUGCUUCAGGAAAAAUGGCAUCCUUCCAGCUCAAUCUGGUAGCAAAAGUGCAUCUAUGAAAAUUUAUAGAACUAAAUGUGAACCGUAUCAGUCAUGAAGACUGUCUUAUUUAACUUGUAUUUGAAAGGAGUUUUAUAAAUUUGCCACUUGAACAUCCACUUGAUGUACAUAGUGCUUUGAGAAAUUCUGAAUGCAGGAUAAGGGCACAAUGAGUCAACACAAAUUACCAGUCACAUGAUACAAAUGGGUCAUUUGCAGCUCUGUGCAUGAACAUGUUACUUGGAGAAGUUAGUCUACAAAUAUGCCAAGGAAACUGGACUGUGAUUGGCAGACAGUCCACCAGUACUUUAAGUGACUUUACCUAUAAACCCUGGAAUAUCUUAUACUUGCUACACCCUCUGUUUGCUUUGCAAGUUCCCACUAAUUAUAAAUUGCCUUAAACCUCUGAAUUGUAUAGAAAGAAUGCUGAUGUAAUCUUUGGAUUGUGUAGCUGCUACAGCUUACUUAAGGUGGUGUUACGAAUGCUGGUAUAGUAGAUACCCUGUUUGCCUACUAUCUCCCGAACUGUUGAGCCUGAGUGAUUAUAGCAGGCAGUUCAGGUGUAGAUUUGAAUGGUUUCACAAGAAUGCAGCAUCAAAGUAGUUUUCUCCGCAGCAAGUAGACCGUUGCCCAAACAUGAGCCUAGACUUCAUAAAGGCUACUACAGGAAUGAUUUUAAUGGGUGCCACGCUGGCUUUUAUGCAAGUCCCCAUGCAAGGGGCACUGCCACGUGGUCCUUGUGGGGAACUGAGACACAUAGUUUACAAUCAAUGACAAUACAGUAACAAAGUUUGACACUCCCAAUGCAAACAGAUAAUUCCCUCCUCUCUGUCUGUGAGAUAAUGGAGUCCGAUAAAGUAAUAACUCGAUUAUCUCCAGGAAGAAAAAACACAUUUCAUAAAAGUACCCCAAAACAAAAAAAUCACCAUAAAUGUUAUAUCCCCUGAUCUGGGUGACCAACAUAUCCCAAAAAUCACCCAGAUCAGCUCAGGGGUCUUCUAAUUUUAUGGAAGUCCCAUUUGAACAGACCACACAUGGGCUCCUGCCCAGAAACUGUUCCGUGAGUUUAGGCUGUGCCAUCGGGUCUGUUUCAAAAAGUCAUAAAAAAUAAUGCACAAACCGAACAGCACUCUCCUGGCUGUUCGGGAAAAGGGAAGCAGGCGUAUACUUUGACUGGUGUUCGGGAAGUAGAGUGUCUGAUUUUAGUUCCAGACACUCAACAGGUCCCGCUGCCUCUUUUCGUGUGAACAAGAUGGCCACACAGGGAGAGCACUUAAUUGACUGUUUCAUUUGAAGAUAAUGAGCCGGGGUGGUCGGUGUUCGGUAGUUACAGCUACCAAAUCAAUAAAACUUAAAGGACCACUAUAGUGCCCUGAGGGUGCCCCCACCCUCAGGGACCCCCUCCCGCCCGGCUCUGGAAAGGGGAAAAGGGGUUAAACUUACCUUUUUCCAACGCUGGGCGGAGAGCUCUCCUCCUCCGAUCCUCCUCUUCUCCUCCCCGUCAGCUGAAUGCGCACGCUCGGCAAGAGCUGCGCGCGCAUUCAGCCGGUCACAUAGGAAAGCAUUCAUAAUGCUUUCCUAUGGACGCUGGCGUGCUCUCACUGUGAAAAUCAGUGAGAAGCACGCAAGCGCCUCUAGUGGCUGUCAAUGAGACAGCCACUAGAGGAAAUAGGGGAAGGCUUAACCCAUUCAUAAACAUAGCAGUUUCUCUGAAACUGCUAUGUUUAUGAAAAAAUGGGUUAACCCUAGCUGGACCUGGCACCCAGACCACUUCAUUAAGCUGAAGUGGUCUGGGUGCCUAGAGUGGUCCUUUAAAGUCCCGAAUGGCAUGCUCUUUUCUUCAGAUAAAAUCAUUAUUUUGGGAAAAUAACUUUAAGGAGGAAGGGUUUUGAAAAUGCUCUAUGCAGGGUUUUUUAAUUUAAAGGAAAAAACACUUUUUUUACAGCAAUAUUCACGAAUGACUUCUGUAGAUUCUGUUAAAUUGCUUAAAGCUUGUUUGUCUAAGGCAGCCAUUUUUAAAUGAAUCAUUACUUAGAAGUUAUGCAGAAGACUGCACAGGGCCUUUUUUUUUUUUCCCAGUGACAACUAUCACUUUUAGUUGGCUUGUGUAUCAUUUAUUUAUCUGCUCUGCUUCCAUUGCCUGUGGGUCACAAUUCGUCAGUGAAGUGUAAAAUCACUUUGCUGACAUGUUUUUAAAAUAUUCUUAGGAGCUGUAGCUGACUUGGCGGCAAUAUUCAAUAUGAAACCAUGUACCUCAAGGGACUGUAUCUAGCAGAGGUUAAAUUGAGGACAGAACAGCAUGAAUAAUCUGUGCAUCCCCCAUAUUUUUGGAUUCAUUUAAAGUCUCUUAACAACUCUUGACCCUUAAAGUACCAUGUAAUGCAGGUUUUGUAACUUCACCAAUCCCGAUAUAUAGUUAAACUGAUCUGUUAAAAAAAUUAUACUGCGAAGAUAGGAGUAAGUGUUCUUGUUUGUAGGUAAAACAAGCUUUUAAAGCAGGCAUCUCUGCCCCCACAGAUGUUUCUGAACUCAAAUUCCCUUGACUCUCUGGCCAUCUAAUGCAUUCAACAAAUUCUGGGAAUCUUUUCGUCAAAACUUGGGGGGGUUGAGGCAGAGUGAGGUUCAUGCUUUAAUGCAAAAGGUGAAAGUAGGUUGUGUCUGUGUUGCUUAAAGAGCAAUGCAAAAAUGUCUAAAAGUCACUCUAGACUGGCCAACACGCGUAGCAUGGCACUCUAGAAAAGAAUCUUGCUGGUAAUAUUGCUCAAAGAGACAUGCUCAUUUUGUGUUUUGAUUUGUUUGUGUGGCCUGCGAACCUUGUACAUCUAAAAUAACUAUUUCUUUUUUUUUUUUUCAUGUUUCUAAUAGGAAAUAUUACUUGUAGUCCAUCAGAGUUCACUUGCUCCAGUGGGCGUUGCAUUUCCAUCAGCUUUUACUGUAAUGGUCACAAUGACUGUGGUGAUGGAAGUGACGAAGUGGGCUGUGCACCUCUUACAUGUGGAGCCCAUGAGUUCCAGUGCAAGAAUUCCUCCUGCAUUCCACUCAGCUGGGUAUGUGAUGAUGAUGCAGAUUGCUCUGACCACUCAGAUGAAUCUAUGGAGCAAUGUGGCCGCCAACCUAAUCCUCACCAAAGAUGUUCGCCUAGUGAAAUUCUGUGUGGCUCUGGGGAAUGCAUCCAUAAGAGGUGGCGCUGUGAUGGUGAUGCAGACUGCAAAGACAAGAGUGAUGAGAUGAAUUGCCGUAAGUUCCACCUGGUUUGAAAGGUGCUUUCUCAUUGUAGCAAGUUUAAAAUACAUUAUCGAAUCAGAAUAUCCACAUUAAUCAGGAGUUUCCCGUUUCGCCUAAAUUUAGAAUUUUACAGUGGAAUAAAUGCUGAAACUGGUGCAUUAUACAUAUAUAUAAUGUUGUCUAGACUGCUCAUAUCUGGUAAUAAAUUGUGUAAAUCAUUAACAUAAAGUGUGUAAUAUGUAAAGAUGCACUUGAACAGGUUGCUUCUUAAAUUGCUCAGUAUUUAAAUAGAAUGUCUAAGGCACAAAGUAAAAUGAAGAAAAUUAACACUAAAAUCUUCCCAAAUGAAAGUGCUUAGUGCAAAAAUAAAUGUGCAAAAUCUCAAUACAUAUAUUGGAUAAUACACAUUUUAUAUGUAACCCUGCUGAAAGACUCCACCAGAUUGAACAAUAGUUAAAGGGACAUUAGUCACCAAAACAACUUUAGCUUAAUGAAGCAAUUUUGGUGUAUAGGACAUGCCCCUCCAGCCUCACUGCUAAUUUAUCUGCCAUUUAGGCGUUAAAUCACUUUAUUUAUGAACCCUAAUAACACCUAUCUGCAUGUGACUUGCACAGCCUUCCUAAAGACUUCCUGUAAAGAGUCAUCUAAUGUUCAUCCCUUUAUUGCAAAUUGUUUAAUUUAGAUUUUUGGAUCCCCUGUUAUGUUAAUAGCUUGCUAGACCCUGCAAGAGCCUCCUGUAUGUGAUUUUAAAUUUCAAUUUGCAGAGCAGGAGAUAUAAUGGUUUAAGGUAAAUUACAUCUGAAAGUGAAUCAUGCUGGCUGUGAACUGCUUCGUUAGGCUAACGUUGUUAAGGUGACUAUAGUGUUCCUUUAAUACAUAAGGGCCAGACGUUUUAAUCUGGACAGACUUGGAUCACAAACUUCUUAGCACUUCUACUAUUUCACCUUUAACGUGCAACAUAGUUUGGAGUGUUGACUCUGUGGUAGGUUGAAUGAUGUAACUAACUGCAUGUCAGACUUGGACAGUUAUUUUAAAAUCCAAACCUGACCCAGGAAGUUGGACUAGAAAUAAUUGCCAGAUUUACAUUUUCUUUCUACCAUUAUAAACUAAGAUCAUAAAAGUUGUAGGUUUCUCUGUUUUUGUUUGGAAUUUUCCUUGUCUCUAUAAUAAGGGAAAAUCUAUAGCCAUCUCAGACCAAUCUGGUAGAUGAUUAUUUGGCUAAAUAUACAUACUGGGGUUGUGCCAGUCCUAGGCACUUAUCUUAAAUGUCCAUAGAAUAUAUUUUGAUUCCAUACAAAUAUAGUGGACAUGUGCAGACUUUCCCAUUCAAAACCUUGUUUUAAGCAGAAUUCAACUUUAAAAUGCUAGAAUGCAUUUAUUUUUUUAAAUUUAUUUACAGCUUCUCGUACAUGUCAGCCAGACCAAUUUGUAUGUGAAGAUGGAAAUUGCAUUCACGGGACUAGGCAGUGUGAUGGCAUGCGGGACUGCCUUGAUGGUUCUGACGAACUUCGCUGUACAAAUGGUGGGUAAAACAUAGUGCAUCUGUAGGUUUUUAACCAUAAAAUAAAAUCUCAUGUAUGUUUUUUCCUUUGUAUAUUCCAGUUAACCAGUGCUCUGGCACUGCUAAAUUCAAGUGCAAAUCUGGGGAGUGCAUUGAUCUUAACAAGGUUUGCAAUAAGCAAGCAGACUGCAGAGACUUGAGUGAUGAACCCGAAAAUGAAUGUGGUAAGAAACUGUAUAACCCACCAUUGAAUUAAUCCGUAGUGUAUAUUUGCACUGACAAAACAUAAAUGACUUUACUGCUGAUUUGUUACGUUUAGUACUACAGAACGUGUGUAGAAUUCCUCUGCAAAUGCAGAUAACUGAACUUCCCCUCUGCUAUAGGAUGUAUGAGCACUUAUUUCCUACAACUAAUAGUUGCCAACAUUUGAGAAAAAUUUCCCUGGACACUUUGCAGCACAGCUAUCAAUUACUACCGUACCUUGAAAAUGUAUCACAGCCACUGCUGCAAAACUCUGCCCACUAUGUCAACCCACAUAAUUAAUCUCCACCUGCUCCAUAAAGAGAGAAUUGCCUGGGACAGAGUACCGCUUACUGGGACUGUCCUGGCAAAAACGGAACAGUAGGCAACUAUGCUAAAGUAAACACGCACUAGAGUAAAAAUAAAAAGCAAAGCUUCAGAAACAAUGUAUCUGGGUGCGGUGUGCUUCCAUUUGUCACAUGUUUAUAGCUCUAAAUCUCAUUUGGGCUACAUAGGACCCUCAAAAGAAUCUCUUGAAAUUCAUGAAAAUCCCAUAACCCUGCAGGUCUUUGUUCUUGAAAAUAAAUACAUUUUUGGGAGCAGUAGCAUGAAGCUUGCAGCGGUACAGCUUCAAAAAGUUCUCAUGGCAUUUCCGUACUACUCUAGUGUAUCAACUAGACGUUGCACAGACAUGCCAGAACUCCACUUACAUGGAUGGAAGCAACUUGCGGCUCAACUGCAAGAGCGACCGACCCCACACACUUUGUUUGAAAAUGACUAGGAUUGACUGAACCAAUUUCUUUCUGGUUCAGUCAAUCUUUGACUGAAUCUUUUUAAAUUUUAAUUUUUUUCACUUGCAAAAUGUGCAAUGAAUUACAGGCAAGCAAAAUAGAGCAUUGCAUUUGUUUGCUAUAGCUGCAUAAUGAAUUUGAUCCACAUGUGUCCUUUUAAUUCCCUGUUCAGAGUGAUACUGAAGCAUAAUUUCUGAAAUCCCCAUAUCCCAGCAAUUAUUUCACGGCUUUCUUAAAAGUAUGAAAAACAAUCAAGCCUUUUGAUGGAACCAUAUAAUGGCACUUUUUCCUUCCAGGUCAAAAAGCGUGCUUGAUUAACAAUGGUGGCUGCUCUCACAUAUGCCGGGACUUGGUUAUUGGCCAUGAAUGUGACUGUCUAGCUGGUUAUGAAUUAAUUGAUCAGAAGACCUGUGGUGGUAAGGUUCCAUAUUCAGUGCUGGAGCAAUGAGCAGGCAUACUGAACAUUAUAAAGUCGGCAGUAACUUAACCCCUCAUUUUAUUCUAACAGAUAUUGAUGAAUGUCAAAACCCUGGUAUUUGCAGUCAAAUAUGUGUCAAUCUGAAAGGGGGCUACAAAUGUGAAUGCAGCAAAGGGUAUCAAAUGGAUCUGUCUACAGGAGUGUGCAAGGCAGUAGGUAAAUGACCUUGUCUUAUAGUCGCUCAUAUUUUUACACUAGUUUACAGUAUUGGAUACACUUUGAUUGUGAGAACCACUGGAAAGAAGUACCGGGGCAAUUGCUAUCCCUCUAGCAUCUAUUGGGAUUGCUCAGCCCCAUUUGUUUAGUUGAAGACCUUUGACUUGUCUAGUGAAACUGUAAACCUAUACACAACAAAUUUUCUGUAAUGGAAAUGCCCAUUUAUUAGACACUAGAUAUUUGUUCAUUAUGUACUCCUGAGAGUAAUUGGAUACAAGAUAAGGCAUGUGUAGCUUUUAGCAGGGUUAUUCACUAAAGUUAGAAUUCAAAGUGAAUUUCAACUUAAAAGGGGACACUGUAGGCACCCAGACCACUUCAGCUAAUUGAAGUGGUCUGGGUGCUGUCCCUUUUGCACUUAGUGCUGCAAUGUAAAAAUGGGAGGGGAGGGGUGGGGCGCACCUUAGAAAUCUAUAGAGCCAGGAAAAUUGCUUUGCUUUCCUGGCACUAUAGGAUCCUUUUUAAGGCCAAAGUAGAAGCACAGAUAAACAAUGUUUCCAGUUCUGCUAUUUUUGUCCUUGAAUUCUUUAGUAAAUAACCCAGUUGGUGUCUUGGUAAUAACGAACCUAUAGCUGUUUUGGUGCAUUCCACUGGGCUUGAUUUCUGUGAAAUUGCCAGGCAGCAAAACUGAAAGAUAAACUAAAGUAUGUUUUAACUACUUAAUCUGUGGGAUACUGAGAGAAAGCUGACAGAUACUUGGGUCUUAUAGCUUAAUCGUAUUUUUAUUUCUACCUGCAGACCGGGAGCCAAGUUUAAUAUUCACAAACCGCAGGGAUAUCCGAAAGAUUGGGCUUGAAAGGAAAGAAUAUAUACAAUUAGUGGAACAGUUGCGCAAUACGGUGUCAUUGGAUGCUGACAUACAAGCACACACCUUGUUUUGGGCAGAUACAAUUCAAAAAGCCAUAUUCAGGUAUGUCUUAUCUAGUUCUGAAAAAGAUUGUUUUAUUCUAAAUUGCAGCUUUUUUUUUGUAUAGUGUCAGUAAAAUGUUUUGUUCUCCAGGAUAUGCGAAAUGGUGCAGAAAAAUGGAUACAAAUGGUUUAACUUUAAAAUGUUAUGGCAAGGGGCGUGAGCUCCCGCAUCUGGCACCUUAAACUUUAUUUUACCUAGCCAAAUACUUACCUGGAUGCAGCGCAAUAUUAAGCUUGACCCUGAUACACUGGUGGUUUCGGGGAUACCUCCCGUGGGCUUCUCCGCCACUGGAAACUCAGACUCUAGGCUAGGACUACCAGCGACUGGGCAGCGGAGAGGAGGCCGCUCCCCUACGGCUUUGACUGGCAGUAAAAAUUUGACUAGUGCUGUCCUUCCCCCUCGCCCCCCCAUGGACUGGCAGGGGUUAUCCCGGUCCCCCUUGGCUUGCCCCAUAUACUCGCGUAGUAAUUAGGCGACCAACACCUACCUGGCUGAUGCACACAAAAUGCAGCCACAAUCCCCUUGUGAAAUCAAAAUGGUGGACGUGCCCAUCUCACACUAUGCAACAGCAAGCAGGGAAGCUGCCACAGAACUUUGUGGAACAGUCGAUCCAACGGCUAGAUGAGCUGUUGGCUCGAUUUUGGGCCAAACUGGAAAGCCGUGCGGCAGCCACACAACGGCUACCUCAGGUGGGAACUCAAAGGGGCAUAAGCCCGGGAACGGAUGAGCCCCCAGUAGCCUUGGGCUCUACCAGACACACUACCCAGCCGAAGAUCAGCCUGCCUAGGGCCUCAAAGGUAUUAACACAGAAGUGUCCACCACAUAGACGGAGAGUAACCCGCCACAGCUGGCGAUUAAACACCAGGGCCCUCCGUUGCCCACAUGGUGGGCUGGAAUUGGUCUCCCCGAGCCUCCAGGUCCAUGGCUCGAAGUCACUGGCCCUCACGCUGGUCUGGCGCAGAAAGGAUGGACUGUACUGCUUCCAUUGUGCUGCACCUCUUGUUACACCACCUGCCUCCUUCAUGAUCAUCCCACAUGUGGGCAUCGGCUAAAACUGAACUGGCUGACUGAGGCAGGCUGCCAUCAGCCAUACCGAUGGUACAUAGCCACGACACGUUCUCGGGAUCCAGUGGUCUUCCGCUUGAAGGACUCAAACGUGAUGUGCAUUACGCAGAUUACCUUUUUGUACAUGCUUAGUCACACUUUGAUAGUCACUCCGGUACUUCUAGUUUAACAUGUUUAAUUUCCUGUGCAUUUUUGUUACAUUAGUCCAGUAUAUUGCACUAGCAUUGCCCUUGCAAACCUUGCCUGCCAUGCAGCUUCGCUACCUAAGAGCAUCCACUGCAAUAUGUCCAGUAACGUACCACAUACUUAGUCUGGACGGUAGAUUCCUAAUUUGCAGCUGUCUCGACAAUAUUCAAAGUAACCAUACAUAUCUAGCCUAUGAGACAGCAUUACCGUUUAGCAGCACACUCCAUAUGUUAUGGAGGGCUACCUAACGCAAAUACAACCCGUGGUGCAGGUUACAGUACUGACUAAAGUGGAUUUACCAAGUUAAGCAACACUAUCCCUCACUACUAAUCUACCUACCAGUCCUUUUAUAGGACACCUGUGACAGGUCAAUGUAACCUGACAUAUUCAGUCUGCUUAUUCAACAUAAAAAUGCUAAAUGUAGGACGACUGGCUGAAUAAUACAUGUACAUCUUUGCGACCUUGCAGUUAUGCUUCACUACUGAUGUAUCUUGAGUUUACCUCUAUACCCAAGCUUAUUAACGCGUUACGGUUUUAUUUUAAUUUUCCUUCUCACCAGUCUAGAUAGUUAAACUUUGUGAGAAUAUAUCCUACUGCUCACCUGGACUUGUAACUGUAGCCUGUGAUAUGCACUAAAACAAAAAAUUUGAUUUCUUUCUUGCACAGAGCAUUAUCCGACAAACCUUGUAUGUUGUUCUUGAUACCAAACCGAAAUGCUCUGACAUAUUGUUAUUCCUUCUUUGUACAACGCUAUCAUCUCAAUAAAAGAAAGAUUGACUUUAAAAAAAAUAAAUAAAAAAAUUACAGCAAAUGCUUGUGCAUUAAUAUACAUUUCCUAGAAAGCCAUAUUAAAGUUAAAAUGUCUUUAGAUCUGUCUUGACACCUUCUAGAAUAGUUUCCAUAUGAUGUGCUGGCUGAAUAAUAAACAAUGUUGCAAUUCCGUUAUCCUACUGAUAAUGGAAAUAUCGAGCCCUUGUUAAACUUGCGCAUAAAUCCUGGCGUGUAACCUUUUACUCCGGUAAACUGACUAGAUCCAUCUUUCUUGUCCAACUUUUUGAAUGAAUUAUUCCACAGUCCUUCACUGAUGUGGAGGGCAGAUUGUGCUAUGUAUGUAUGAAUGUGUACAAUUCCCCCCCCCGCCCCUGUCUUUUGGUCACUUCUCACUUGAACUGUUAAUAAAAAUAUUUAGUGGCUGGGUCUUCAUUAUUUAUUUUUUAUCUUUAUCCCCCCCCCCCCCUUUUUUUUUUUUUUUUGCUUGUCUCUUUCGUGAUCUGGCGUUUCAAUCAUGGAAUUCAGACAAAUUGCUGGUCACCUGAAUUUCAGACUAAUUAGCUUGAAGUAGAACGCAGAAGUCUAGUAACAUGUGCCAUUUUAUUUUGAAUUCAUUUUAGAACACAUUUCAUACUUUUGGGUUACUCAAUUGUAGGACAGAAAUUCUGCCAAGAUCCUGUGUUUAUCUUUGUAAGGUUGACCUUCUCUCCAGUAUUUUUUACAAUGAGUGUAAAUGUUUAUAUUUGCGUUUUAUAUGACCUUUUUGACUUGAUUGCAUGUCUGCUAAAAUCUUAAUUCUUGCUCAUUUGUUCUUCAGUGCCUCUGUGGACAAUCGUGUAAGAGUAGGAAGUCCUGUCAAAGUAAUAGAGCAUUUGCAUAAUCCUGCAGCAAUUGCUGUCGACUGGAUUUACAAGACUAUAUACUGGACAGAUGUAGGAUUGAAGACCAUAUCUGUAUCUAGUUUUGAUGGCUCUAAGCAGAAAGUCCUGUUUAAUGCAGGCCUGAAAGAUCCGUCUUCCAUAGCAGUCGAUCCACUCUCUGGGUAUGUACAGUUUGUUUAGGUUUUCUGAUUCUCUCAUUAAACUGGAUUAACUACAAGAAGAAGAAUUCUAAUUUUUACCUGUAAAGCUCUAAUCUUUAGAAUAGUUUGGUUGAAAGAAAAUGGUAAAAACUAAAAUGUAGAAUCCAUUGUAUUCUUGAAAAUAUAGAACUGUGGUACUAAAGCAGCCAUGCAAACUAGCAACCCACACGCAAACUCCUUUUCAUAUAGAAGCAAUAGAAGUAACAAAACUGUUCCUUAAUAUUUGAUACCAUACCUUAGCUGGCUAUAAAUGAGCACUAUUGGCUUUGCAGCACAGUUGUGGUUUGCAUAUGUGCCCAUCUCCUCCAGUCGGCGACUAGCAGCAGGGAAUGUAACUGGGUCUGGGUGCAUCUGCAAAGAUGUUUUGGCUUUACACAAUUCGGCCACAAUGGGAUGUUGCCUUCUAUCAGAUUAAAAUCUUAAUCUCACUAGAAAUGCCUCGCAUAGAUAAGUGAAAUAUUUUAUAAAACCACGUCACACCGUGAUGACUUUAAAAUUUUAAUUUGGCAUGCUAAAGUCCGCUAAAAUGGUAAAAAAAUCUCUCUAGAAUAAAAAGCCAAUAUCCGCAUAUUUUAUAUGGUACAUUUCAGUAGCGCUCAUGUUUAGUUUAUGUACUCCAGAGCAUGCAUCCCUCAAACAUAUUAAAACAUUUACAUCUGAAUCAGACGAUAAGACUUCAAUUGCACAACAAAUGGAAAUCUGAUUCAUUCAUAGAUAAAAUACUGUAAUGUUUCCCUUUUUAAUAGGUUUAUUUACUGGUCUGAUUGGGGCGAGCCUGCCAAGAUUGAAAAAGCUGGAAUGAAUGGAAUAGACAGACAACAGUUGGUGAUAACAGACAUUCAGAGACCCAGUGGAAUUACUUUAGGUAUAUAUAUAUUUUUUUUAAUUUUAAAAGUAUAAACUAUACUCUACAGUUGUCUCAUUUUUAACUUGAUUACCCCCACACCUCCGGUAAAUUGUGAAUGUGUCAUGGGUAACCUCCUAACCGUGCUUAGUAGAUGCAGCUGGACUCUGGUGUAUGGCAUGAGCUGUAGUACCAAUUUAGUUCUGAGCCCUCCAUAUUGUGGAAAUGCUCUGUAAGCCUGUAUCCAAUAUGGAGCGCUCGGUACUAGUCUCCACGCUGAACACCACAUACGGCAAGUGUAAGAUUCACUUUCUGUCCCUCCUGUAAGUCGUUAACAUGAAGAUACAGCAUUUACAAAGAGAAAUCCUGCGCUCACUCCCAUCACUCCUGGGCGGCAGCAACGACCACAGUACACAUCAGCCACCAUACAUACAGUAAAAACCAAAGAAAGUUACCUGCGCUCUCUCCUGAAUCCCUAUGUAUAUUUAAACAAAUGGAGGUAAUUUAGUUACUCCAAUGGCCAUUGGAAGGAAUGCCCGCCUGUUAACGUCAAGGCAGACCCCCCCCAGGCAGCCAUUGGAGCAACUAAAUGACCUCAAUUUGUUUAAAGAUACAGCAUAGGUAACAGAAUUUCAAAUUUCCCAUAUGUUCCGUGGAACAUGCAACCAAGCAGUUUUUGUACUUCUACUGAUAUGCUUGUGCAUACAUAUUUUUGAAAAAUAUGCAACAUGCCAUCACUUGCAUUUUAAAAUUUGGAGUAAGUAAAUAUUAACACAUCUGAUUUUGCUGUGAAUUAAUUUAUUUGACUGUACUCUGGGCCAAGUGAUUGUUGCAUAUGUUGUAACUUAAUCCCGGAGUUUGCGAUAGGAAUUUUAUUUUGCUUUAAAGGUUGUAUGGAUGUGUGCCAAUACAAUCUUCCGUAUUCUGUAAUGAAUUAUCCCACAGCUGGCUGUAAAACACACUGGCCAAAAUGAGAUUUUCUCAGUGUAACCUGCUGCUGAUUCAGAGAAUAAUCUUGGAAUUAAGAGUAAAGUAGCAAUGUGGAUGACUACAAUCAUAACUGGCAAUGUGAGACUCUAUGUAAUGCAUUAAAAGUCCAGUUUGGUUAAGACAAUAUACAAUUUGGUUCUAGGGUAGUGGUUUAUAACAUUGAUGGUGACUCAAAUUAAGUACAUGUAAACCUGCUUGGUGCCAAUUUUACAUUUUAUAGUAUACUGAAAUACCUUUGUUUGAUCCCACUCUUGAUCUCAAUCACGCUGGGGAAAGUAAUCAAAUGAUACAUUUCUCACGGUUGCAAUUGUGUUGAAUUGGGACCUAUUUUUUUUUUUGGGCUCCUAGCCCAGGGAUUAAAUUAAUUUAAUGCUUUAAGGAUGGAGGCAAUUGUCCAUGUUCCGAACUAAAACAAAUAAUUGAAUUUGAGCUAUAGGUUUGUUUUACCAUAAAUUAAGGGUUUCUCUUAAAGUACCCCCAUACAUAUAAUUUUUUUUUUCUUUUUAUAUGAAGGCAGAAAGGGUUUUAUUUAACAUACUAUAGGUAUGCCAAACACACUAGUGUAUAAAUAUAGAAAAAAAUUAAAUGUAUAACGGUUUUCAUAUUUUUGCUUAGGAUUUUCACAUGUGCAAAUAAUUAAAAAGCACUCUGAAUAGAUUCGAAUAGAAUCGUCCUGAUUGUUAAAUACCAAAUAUCUUGAGGAUCUAAUGUUGUUUGAUAGUUAAUGCUAACCCCUUACCCAAUGUUUACUCUAACUCUAUGCCUACCCUAAUCUUGUACUUUACUUCAACCAUACUCUUUAACCCUAAAAAGGCAUUAAUCUUUAACCCAACACUAAAGGCAACCCUAUCCCAAAACAAAGUAUAACAUCACCCCUAAUUACACCAACUACCUCUUACCCGUAACCGUAUCCCAACCUUACCACUAACCCAACCCUAACCCUAAGUUUAUCCACUCCUACUAUAAGUUCUGAUAUUUUACUGUAUUUAACACCGUAUAUGGUAGUAUGCUGCCACCAUCUAAUGGUUUUUAUUCAGAAUUACAAUUGGUGUAACUCUGAGCCUGGUUCUCAGUUGCUUAUAUAGAAAUUGGUGAUUGGAAGCUGGCAAAGCCUAGCACCAGUCCACAUUGACUGGGGACAAUCUGGGAAACCCUGCCCAGGUCUAUUCUGCACCCCACAAAUUUUAUUUAUAUUUUUUUAUUUAAGAAUUGAGUUAAAGGGCUCUGUAGCGCUGGCUUCUAGUACUUACAGGAGACCUAAGUAUCGAUUGAUACCUGGAAUUAGUAGUGUUUGCUGAGUUAAAUCCCUGCUCACACCAAAUAUGCAGGGAUAUCUGCCACCCUAGAGGCUUUAAAGACCACUUUAUGUAACCUGGUAUAAGCGACGUUAAGGCUGAAUCUUAAUCGAGCACUUGGCAUCAGCUCCUCAGACUACUCCAUGUCUGACUGGCUUUGAGUCCAAGCUCUUAGAUUACAGAACACUUGUAAUUCUUACUGAGGUCCAACUUAGUUGCUACCGGUGUGCACAAGACUUCAUAUAGUGAAUUAUUUCAAAAUACCACAAAUUUACCAGAACUCUUCCUGAAUCUUAAUCAUGACAUUUUAUUCUUCAGAUUUGAUAAAAAGUCGACUGUAUUGGCUUGAUUCCAAGAUGCACAUGCUCUGUAGUGUUGACAUGAACGGCCUAGAUCGCAGAAUAAUUUUAAAGUCUCCAGAGUUCCUUGCUCAUCCACUGGCACUUACUAUAUUUGAGGUAGGAUUCCUUUCUUACUUAAAAGAUUACUUAAAACUGAACCUCAAAUUUUAAAAGGAAGUCCAGUGAAUUAUGCUUAAAUCUCACUUAGGAUCGGGUUUAUUGGAUAGAUGGAGAAAAUGAAGCUAUCUACGGUGCAAAUAAAUUUACUGGACAAGAACUGGCAACACUUGUGAACAACUUAAAUGAUGCACAAGAUAUUAUUGUAUAUCAUGAACUGGUUCAGCCCUCUGGUAAGCAAUGCACAAUAUAAGUUCUGAUGCUACAAAAUUACAAAUGUAGGUAUUUUCAUGUGAAAUAUUGCUGUAGCUGUGAAUUCUGCAUAAUUUUUAGUAUCUAAAUGUUUUCUUAUGGCUAACCUCUCUAAGAAGACAAUUUCGUUGUUCGGAAAACUCCAACUCCUCUAAAUCUAUAGCUUUAAACACUGCAGUUUACAAAUGAACUAGUGCUUGUUAAUAUCCGUUUUGGGGGGUGGGUUCUGUAUAGUGAAACAGAGGGAACACUAAGCUGAAAAGUUGUAAAGUGUAAAAUGCAGGCAUUAAGAAAAGUGUGUGUAUGUGUACCUGGCUAAACUAUCUUUAAAAAUGAUUCUUCUUUAAAAAUGAUUCUACUUCAAAAAUAAAGGUUGAGAUUUUUGUCGUUUGCAAACACAAACCUAGAAGUCUGAACAUCUCUGCUUCUGAUCACUUUGUCAAAUACAUGUCCAUGCAGAGAAAUGACCACUUAAUAGGACACUAGGCACCCUGGCCACUUCCCCUCAUUGAAGUGGUCUGAGUGCACGGUCACUGUCCCGUUAAUGCCUCUAGUCCCUGUCUACCAGUCACUAGAGAUGCUUCCUACAGAUCCACAGCGUUUGACUCUGUGAACGAUGCCCGAAGUCUUCCUAUUUUGCACGAGAACUUUCAGCAUCUUGCAAUGCUAAGGUGGGGCUGUAAACUACAAAGAUACAUUGCCUAUAAUCUUCUGGUUGAUGGUCUCAUGCCUAAAUUGGCAUUUGUCACAAAUGUGUAACUUUGGAAAUCUAUAUAGGUCUAUGAAAAUCAUUGAUGCCUGUUACUUCAGCCAUGACAUUACUUGUUACUACAAGCCAUGUUCUGGAACUACACAAAACAAAAUGAUUUUUUUUUUUUUUUUGCACCCAUUUUUCAUGAGCUGAACUCAAAGAUCUAAGACUUUUUUUUUUUUGCUAUGUACACAAAAGGCCUAUUUCUCUAACAGAUUUAGACAGAUUUGUGAAUAUAUGAGUGAGCAUUUCUCCUUUGCCGAGAAUCAUCCACCGCACAGGUGUGGCAUAUCAAGACAGCAUGAUUAUUGCACAGGUGUGCCUUAGGAUGGCCACUCUAAAAUGUGCAGUUUUACUGUAUUGGGGGUCUGGAAACCAGUCAGUAUCAGUUGUGACCACCAUUUCCCUCAUGCAGUGCAACACAUCUCCUUUGCAUAGAGUUGAUCAGGUUGUUGAUUGUGGCCUGUGGAAUGUUGGUCCACUCCUCUUCAAUGUCUGUGCGAAGUUGCUGGAUAUUGGCAGGACCUGGAACAUGGUGUCGUAUACUCCGAUCCAGAGCAUCCUAAACAUGCUCAAUGGGUGACGUGUCUGAGUAUGCUGGCCAUGCAAGAACUGGAAUGUUUUCAUCUUCCAGGAAUUGUGUACAGAUCCGUGAAAAAUAGGCCGUGCGCGAUCAUGCUGCAACAUGAUGUGAUGGUCGUGGAUGAAUGGCACAACAAUGGGCCUCAGGAUCUCAUCACGGUAUCUCUGGGCAUUCAAAAUGCCAUCAAUAAAAUGCACCACCGACAACAUGGGCCAUUCUAUUCACAAUGUUGACAUCCGCAAACUGCUCAUACACGACACUAUCCACGCUGUCUGCAAUCUAUCCUAUACAGUGAAAACCGGGAUUCAUCUGUGAAGAGGACACCUCUCCAAAGUGCCAGAAGCUAUUGAAUGGUAGCAUUUGCCCACUCAAGACGGUUACAACAAACUGCAGUCAGGUUGAGACACCGAUGAGGACGCCUAGCAUGCAGAUGAGCUUUCCUGAGAUGGUUUCAUGGUUUGUGUAGAAAUUCUUUGGUUAUAUAAACAGAUUGUUGCAGCAGCUGUCUGUGUGGCUGGUAUGACUAUCUUGGAGGUGAAGAUGCUAGAUGUAGAGGUCUUGGGCUGGUGUGGUUACAUGUGGUCUGCGGUUGUGAGGCCGGUUGGAUGUACUGCCAGAUUCUCUGUUCAUUUCUCUACCAUAAGCAAUCUCCAAAAGCAUUUCAUUCAAUUCAAGGGCAACUGCUCUGGUGGAUAUUCCUGCAGUCGUCAUGCCAAUUGCACGCUCCCUCAAAACUUGCGACAUCUGUGGCAUUGUGCUGUGUAAUAAAACUGCACAUUUUAGUGGACAUUUAGUGUGGCCAACCUAAGGCACACCUGUGCAAUAAUCAUGCGGUCUCAUCAGCAUCUUGAUUUGCCACACCUGUGAGGUGGAUGGAUUAUCUUGGCAAAGGAGAAGUGCUCACUAACACAGAUUUAGACAGAUUUGUGAACAAUAUUUGAGAGAAAUGGGUAUUUUGUGUACAUAGAAAAAGUCUUAGAUCUUUGCAUUCAGCUCAUGAAAAAUGGGGGCGAAAACAAGUGUUGCUUUUAUAAAUAUGUUCAGUGUAGUUUGAUGCAGGACACUCAUUUUGAUAUUUAAUGACCCAGUGGCGAAGUGAAAUGGGAAUGGGUUCCAGGAUCCCAGUGAAUUAAGCAUCUGUAAAAGUACUACUACAAUGUGUAGAUGAAACGCCCACUCGUAUGUUUAAUUAUGCCUAUUGAAUCUGACAAGACUGUCACUUUAAUGUGGGAAUUUUUUUCUAAAAUUUUAUCAACAGGUAAAAACUGGUGCAAUGAGAGACUACAAAAUGGAGGCUGUGAAUAUCUGUGUUUACCUGCCCCACAGAUAAAUGAUCGAUCGGCAAAGUAUACCUGUGUGUGUCCUAGUGGGUUGGAAUUGAUUGAUGGCCGGAGCUGUAGAAAAGGUAUGCGCUCUUGUUACUAGGGUAAAAUUGUCCUUUCAGCUUUGCACUAAAUUAAGUUAAUUUACACUCCAAUGCCCAAAUACAAAAUAAUCAUGGUCUAGAAAAAAUACCCCAUAUCAAAGCUUGCAUGUAUUUUAAUUUGUUUUUCCACUGGGGGUAUAUAAAAAAAGCUUGCAAAACCUGCAGUUCUCUUAUCUGCUUCCUUUGCAAGCCCUCCUCUUCUAACACCACCCAGACUUUCUGUAGCUGUUGUGAUCCUCGUCUGCAGGUAGCACGGUCCUCUAGGGUAAACCGGCACAGUCCUUUUAUUUGCAUAUAAUCUAGGCACUUUAUUUGUAAGUCCACACAGGAGACAGCAGCAAAUGAAAACCUAAAUAUAACUCAAAUCCCUAUAAACAAAAACCUAGCUCGUCUGAGCACUUACUAACUUCAGGUUCCCUAUCUCUCAGGGGUUAAACUAGAACAAGACUAUAUUGGUUUCACCAACCUAGUGUCUUUGUCAGCUCUCUGCACUCCAGUGCGAAGUCAGCCUGUUGCUUUCCUUUCUACACUCCCAGUGCACAAUCUCCUUGACUCUCUCACUGGAGAGAACAGCCUCUCUCCUACCUGCUUCCAGGGAGGAAGCCAGCAAUUACCCUUUACCUGCCUAGCAGGGAGGGGUUUAUUCCCACUGCUACAGCUGAUUUUCUGCAUCUGAGCAGUGGGUUGGAGACAGUUCCAAAGAACUCUGGCCUGGAACUUAUUUCUCCCAGUUGUGUAUAAACUGAGUGGAGCAUUGGCCCACCCUGCUUUCCAAAUGCUCCACCCCAAGGGCCCAUAACUAAACAUAGCUUUGUGUUGCACACCACACAUACAACACGUACUUCCCCUGGGGUUAAAUGUUAAAGGCCUCUCUGCCUUCACUUUAUCACAUUGUCAAAUCCGACUUCUUGAAGCAGCUCAAUGAGAAGUCUUUGCAAAACUUGUGCUCUGAGCAAUUGUCUCUACGUUAAACAACGAAGUAAAAGGACCUGUUGUCUGCUUGAAAGCCAGGGGGUAUAAUAAAGUUUUUCGAAGUGUCAGUCUCUAUUCUAUUAUUUUUUUUGCUGUAGUACUUUAGCGGUCUGGAGUGUCCCUUUUUAAUGCAGUGUUCUUUGAGCAGGCCUGCUGAUCAAUAUAAACAGACAAAUGUAAAUAUUGCUGUAUCUGACAAAUGGCAGACUGAAAGCCCCUAGUUGCUGUCAGACCGCCACUAGACUAGAGGCAUGUGCUUCUGGGUUUUCAGUUGAUGCAAGUCUUAAUGUUAGAUAUUGCCGAACACUAAUACUUAUUUGAUUCAGUGAUUCUGCAAAGUCAGUUGGGUGUAAAAAUAUUUUUUGUUUUUUAAAUAGACCACCAUCACUCUGCACACAACCUCACAGCACACAUCAAAUCUUCUUUGCAUGUGAGGGGCACCAACUUGGUUCCCAGGUGGCCCAGUGAACUGAGCUGCUGGUCUGCUCCUUAUGUGCAGUUCAUUGCCUAUGCUCCCUUCUGCAAAUACAGUGAUAAUUUACUCGAAGGUACAUAAAAUGACAAAGACAAAAAAGGAAGACUAAGGACAGAAGCCCCAAUGUAUGACUUGGGAGGGCACACACAAAGUGAGACAGACUAGUAUAACCAGGGACAGGGAUACUAAAGUGACCAGAAUACAGAUUGAAGUUCACAAAUGAAAGAUACUGCACAUUGGUUGUUUUUCUUAUAUCGAGUGUUGAGUGAACCCGGACUGUAAAGUUCGGGUUCGUACAGAACAUUAUGGUUUUUGGACCCCGGACCCGAACACUGACACAUCACUGUAUGUUCGGGUUGGAGUUCGAUGUUCUGUGAUUUAAUGGCAUGUUUUCAAAGGCUGCAGGGCAGCCAAUCAAGCGUUUGAUUCGUGUGCCCUUAGAAGCAGUCACAGCCUUAGGAAAGAAUUCUGCAAACUAGUACAUUAGUGGGGUGCAUGUCAUAUCUGAGUCAAAUACUGCUGUCACAUUGCAGUUUUAAAACUUAGGUUUUUUGGGUGCUAAACUGCUAAAUAGUAUUUUAGUGGGGUGCACUUCAUAUCUGAGAGUCAAAUAGAAGCGUCAAAUAGUGCGCUUACAGCGCAGUUGUGAACCUAAUUGUUUUGGUGCUAAACUGCUAAAUAGUAAAUUUUGGGGCGUGCUCUUCAUAUCUGAGAGUCAAAUCGAAGCCUCUAAUAGUGCGCUUACAGCGCAGUUGUAAACAUUCUAAUUUUCUGGGUGCUAAAUAGUACAUUUGGGGUGUGCACUUCAUAUCUGGUGUAUGUGUGCAACACUGGCUAGUUACCGCUUCAAAAGAAAGUCUAAAGACAAAUAAAUGUUGCCUAUGGUGCAGGUAGUAUAGAAGGCAAGACUGAGACAAAUCAUUUGGGUUAAGUUUGCCUGUUGACAUGUUUAAUUAUCUAAGUCCAUUAAAAUUCAGUAAUCAAUGUAUUAUAGACCAGUUAAAAAGAAGACAAGUCAUGCUAUAACAAAAUUAAACAGGUUUUAAAAUAUGUAUUGGCCAACCAGUGGCUGUAAAAACAGUUUUAGUGGUUACAUUCAUGACUACAUACUCUAGUGAACAGAACCUUCAUGUCGUUUUUUUAUUUAUUUAUUUUUUAAAUAAAUCAUAUCCCCUCUGGAGAAACUAUACCGUGAGAGUGUGCUGCCCUAAAAGCAAAAAGGUUCAUCCAACGGAGCCAAUAUUAUAUUGGCUCCAGAACAUGUGAGUGGUUUUAGCUUGGUUUAAUAUCAGACCAGAACUGUUUUGUACCAUUUGCACUAUUAUUUUUUUUUUUGUCUAGUUUUGUCAUUUUAUGUACCUUCGAAUAAAUUAUGACACUGUAUUUGCGGGGUAAGUUUAAUGCACUCCUACACAGGCCAGAUAAAAUUUAGAGCUCCAAUAAGAGUUUUUAUACCACUUUUGUUGCUAUCUUAUGUAGUGUGGAUAAAAGGGUAUGCCACAAAGUGUUGAGCUGCUGAUCACAAAAUCACUUUAUUGUACAACAUAUUACCACCCAUCAGAGGUAAUUUUCCAGAUUUAUAUUAUGAUCUGUACACCGUAAAGGUGCAGACCUGUAGAAACCUCGCUGGAGGGCUGCUGCAGGGGGUCUCGGCAAAGCUGGUACUCUAACAGACUUGUGUACAAACUCAUAACUGCUGGUAUGAAUGAAUCAAAUGCCUUUUAAAUCUGUGGCUGAACAAAACGGGGUGGGAUUUACCUGUGGGGUCGUAUUUAACUAAGACUCCACUGAUAAAUCCCAGACACAUCCGUUUGUUUAGCAGCAGAUUAAGAAAUUGCCUUUUCAAGUAUUUGUUCCAGACUAUGGGUAUAUAUUCUGGGGAAUAGUGUAUACACUUGUUAAGUAGUCCAAUGGUUAAUGGGCUACUCCAAGCAAUAUCACCACUACUGUGCACUGUAGUGGUUAUGGUGCCACAAGUCUCCUGGUGGUGUUCACUGUUGCCAAUUAAACUGUUGCGUAAUAUCUAUUUCUCUGGAGGAUUACCCUAAUGACCAAACAUUUGUACAGUGGAAGUUCUCCAACCCUUCCCCUCCCCCCCCUCGCAUUAGUGAUAUCCGUUCUGUUAGACUAUGGAUGGAAUUCGUUGACUAAGAAUGCCAGUUAACACACAGCCAAUAAUGUCCAUACAAACUUUAACAAAAUUGGCUAUUGCAAAUGCAGAACAAGAAAUUCUACUUUAGUGAUAUAUGAACAAUGGCUGUGGUGCAGGUGCCCAUAUGAGAGACAGUUUUUGAAUUAUUUGACACAAUAGUGGGACAAAAUCAGGAGACUCGUGGUACACUAUUACUUUGUCCAGUUGUGGCUAUAAAAAUUAUGAAUGAAGACUUGGUCUUUUAAUUGCUUGCCUCUGUCAUAUACUUGAUUUAAUAUAAAUGUCUUGCACAAUGAACAAAAUGCCUGUGGUAGUUUAAUGCUAAUUAUUCCAGAUUUGUCAGUUUGCUACAAGUACACUUUCUGCUCAGCAGAGUAAUGCAGCAUCUGAAAGGUCUUCAAGGCACUUUAUAAUCCAAUAGGAGUCUGUAGCAGCAAAGUUUUGGGGUUAUUUAGUAACCACAUGAGGUAUGGAGUGCUUCUGCAACUGAAUCUUUAGGGGGGCUACAUAUCAAUUUUUGUGUCUUUUUAUACUUUUUCUGAAGAAAGUGAAGGAAAAUAUAAUUAGUAAUAGUUCUUCUGCUUGGAAAUCAUCUCCAUGAUUCUCUGUAAAAUCUGCAGCGUUAUCAGGUUGCCAGUUAUCAUUGUGUUAAUUAAAUUUUCGGUUAUUCUCCAACAAAAAUACAUAUUUGUACAGCUCAACUUUGCUGUGGCUUUUUGUUUUGUGUACCUUGUCUUGCGUAUCCAUUCACAAUUUUAAUCUUGCCUAGUGUAUAACGUCUUUCCGUCCUUGACUUUGAAGACUUUUGUUUGUGCUGUACAUCUUGUAUAACAUAUUCAUGACUGUAUGCCUUGUCUUAAGUGACAACACUUAUAUAUUUUAUGUCUGUCUUUAAAGGUAGUAUGGACAAUACUGAUAUACCCACCGGAAUUCUCCCCAUUAAACCACACGUUGGUGGUAAGUUCAUAAUACAACUCAUAUUUCCAGUUUGAGGAUGACAGGAUGACACCGCUUAUAUAUACAAGCUUGUCAGACAAAUGAUAAAUCUUUUUUUUUUUUUUUUUUUUCUGUAAAGCCAGUAUGUAUAGGGGUGACACAGCUUAGCCUUCUCAUAGAAUCCUCAUAGCAUACCAGUGUUCUAUAUUCAUGGGAAAAUAAAACUGAACAGCUUUUAUGCUAAAUGUUGCCCAUCACUAUUCUAUAAUGCUGCCAUAUGGCCCCUGCAUAGCUGUACAAUUAAAGGAAAGAAGGGAACUAAUGUUUAAACAUACAUAAAAAUUUGCAUUUUCAGUUAUCAAACAAUCUGGCUUCCAAACCAACGGUGUUCAUGGUGCAUUGACACAACUAAUCUACCAUCCAUCAUCUAAUGUUUUAUCAUACUUGCUCUGUUCUUUGUGACUGUGUUAACGGUUUCACUAGAGGUUGAGCUGUAGAAAUAACUUCUUUAUUUGCAACAAGAUGGCAGCUGAGGCACAUUCCACUUUUAGUGACUGUCAAAAAUUAUUUUGUAGUCAUCAUGGGACGAAACAUCUGACUUCUGUAAUUCUUCAAAGUGCAUUGAAAUCAAAGCCAUAUCUAAUGGAACCCGAGGAAUGAAAGAGUCCAACCUUAUAUUGUAGCAGACAGCACUCUAUUGAUGAUGCUAUGUAGCUUGCAUCUUCCUGUGACUAGAUGAAAUGGUAUGCUGAGAUGAUGGUUUUUAGAAGCAGUUUCAGCUCCUUGCUGUCUGGACGGCUUCAAUAUAAGGUUGGCCUUUUUUUUUUUUUUUUUUAUUCCUCUGUGCACAUCAAAUAUAGCAUUAAUAUUACCAAGUACUGCUUUAUGCAAUUGUAAUCCAAUACAGUGGGACCUCAGUUUACGAAUUUAAUGCGUUCUGCGGGACACUUCUCAUUGCGAAACAUUUGUAAACCGAAACGCAGUUUCCCAUAGGAAUGCAUUGAAAACCAAUUAUUCCGUUCUGGAGGACAAAAAUAAAUAAGUCAAAAUGAGCUGGCAUGGAAACCAACCCACAAUGCAGAACACACAAUAAAAGCAGGGCCGGAUUAACAUAGGGGCUGAUGGAGCUGCAGCCCCAGGCCCAUGGAAUAGGCCCAUUGAUUUCAAAAAUUUUUUUUUUUUUUACACACUACUCUUUGUGAUUCCACCUGGCUUUUAUUUUAUUGGCACAGCCAGUAUUUGAGGCUGCCUGGCUGGUGCCAAUUGCAGUGAUACUGGCAAUAUAAAUGCUGGUAUUUUUCUCAGUAUAAACAAGAGAUUACUAUGCAAUACCAGCACUGGCCAGUAGGGGUCGCUGUGUGUGGAGACAGGCAGGGAUAGGAAGUUCCAGCAUAUCCCUCCCUGCCUAUCUAUACUCACUGAUCUGCAGGGGUGCAGCUACAGAGAGUCCAGACAGCAACUUCCACCCUGCAGAGACAGCCUACAGCUCAGGGAAGUGAGGGAUGGGGGGGGCAAAAGGCUGCGAGGAGACAUGGGGACACUAAGGGACAUUGGGAGACAUUAUGGCAGACACUGAGACACUAAGGGACACUGGGAGACAUAAUGGCAGACACUGAGACACUAAGGGACACUGGAAGACAUUAUGGCAGACACUGAGACACUAAGGCGCACUGGGAGACAUUAUGGCAGACACUGAGACACUAAGGGGCACUGGGAGACAUUAUGGCAGACACUGAGACACUAAGGGGCACUGGGAGACAUUAUGGCAGACACUAAGGGGCAUUGGAGAUAUUAUGACACAGACACAUGGGGACACAGUGCCCCCUUGUCUCCCAGUGACCCCUAGUCUGCCAGUGUCUCACUGUCCCCAUGUCUCCUAGUGCCUCCAUGUCUCUCAUUGCCUAAAGUGUCACAAUGUCUCCAUGUCUCCAAGCUAGUGUCCCUGGUGUCUGUGGCCCUGGUGUCUCAGUGUCACCAUGUCUCAAUGUCCCCCAGCCAGUGUCUCUAGUGUCUGUGUCCCUGGUGUCUGUGUCCCCAUGUCUUCAAGUGUCCCUUAUUUUCCCAUUAUCCCCAUGUGUCCCAGCCAGAGUCCCCUAGUCUCACAGUGUCACUUGUGUCUCCGUGUCCCUAGGUCUCCCCAGGUCUUCCUAGAGUCCUAGUGACAUGGGGACCCUGGGAUACAUGGGGACACAGGGAGACAUGGGGCAUUGAGACACUGUGAUACAUAGGAUCACUGGGAGACCUGGGGACACGACACUAGGGGACACUGGGAGACAUGGGGCACUGAGACACUGAUACAUAGGGACACAUGAGGCACUGAGUCAUGGGGGCACUGGGAGGAAUCCAUCUAUACAGCAGAAUCAAAUUAAUAGUUUUUUUUGGUGAUUUUACAGCAUUUUCUCUUAUGUCACUCCUUUUUUUUCCAAGAAAGGUGGCAACCCUAACUACUUUUCACAUACGCUUACUUAAGUAUGGAAACUUAAGUGGGAUGUAUGGAAACAAAACUUGUGUGGACUGGCUGACAAUGAAUAUAGUUAAAGGGACACUAUAGUCACCAGAACAACUACAGCUUAUUGAAUUUGUUCUGGUGAGUAGAAUCAUUACCGUCAGGCAUUUUGCUGUAAACACUGUCUUUUCAGAGAAAAUUCAGUCUUUACAUUACAUCCUAGUGAUAACUUCACUGGCCACUCCUCAGUUAGAGAUCCUUCCUGGGUCAUGGCUGCCUAAAAUGCAUCCAAACAUUCAGAGUCUCCACCCUAUGCAGACACUGAACUUUCCUCAUAGAGAUUAAUUGAUUCAAUUCAUCUCUAUGAGGAGAUGCUGAUUGGCCAGGGCUGUGUUUGAAUCAUGCUGGCUCUGACCCUGAUCUGCCUCUUUGUCAGUCUCAGCCAAUCCUAUGGGGAAGCACUAUGAUCGGAUUAGGCCACCACUUCUAAUGAUGUCAGCAGACUGCUUGUUUUUAUGAGUCUAACAGCAUGCAGAAUUACAGCUUCAGGCUUGAAUAUAGUAAGACUUUGCUAUAUUUAUGGAGACAUGAGGGGCCCAGGGGGGCUAGAUGGUGGUGUUAACACUAUAGGGUCAUGAAUUCAUGUUUGUGUUCCUGACCCUACAGUGAUCUUUUAAGGUAAUGCUGACUUUGGUCUCUCUAACACUGUGGCAUGUUCCCUUUCUUCUACACUCACUACAUACAGCUUUUCUCUGUCCCAGACCAUAUACCAGGAGCUUCUGCCUGCUAGUAAGAAGGUGAGGCGACAAGUGGACUAGCGAGUGCUAGGGGACAGUCCUUAGAAAGCGUUGAGUGAGCACAUCAUUAGAUGCAUUUAUGCCAAGCUCAGGGUGCUGUCUGCAUAGUAUGCCCUUAGUUGGCCAGCUGCAUGAUUGGUAGGCAGCCUGACAUGCAUUCAUGCCAGGCUGGCCUUCUAAUUCUUUGAGCAGACAUGUCCUUUUUUUGGGCAUGUACGCCCCUUUUGGCAGGUUACGUGAUUUGUGUCAGUGGCACACCCUUUUACCAUGCCCAUUGACUUCCUGCCUGACUGGACACUGCUGUUAGGGGUUAUGGAUUUACUUGAAAGAUGAAAACAUAAAUUAGAGAGAGAUUAGCCUUUUCUUAUAGCUGCUGUUUCAUUUCUCUCCAGCACCAUCUCCAUCAGAUACAUGAUGCUUGGGAGUGUUUUACUGUUUUUGGUCGAUAUGAUUCUGUAAUUAGGCCCGUCAUAAUUGUCAGCACCAGGCCCACGUGGCUCUUAAUCUGGCCCUGAAUAAAAGGCAUGCAAACAAUGAAGCUCGGCUCAGCUCCCUACUUUUCCACCGCUUGAGAAAUGCACCAAAAAGUCCCAAAACAACUGCAAACAAUUUCCAGAAUGGCUCCAAAACUCGAUGCAAAAGCCGCUCCAACACCUCCACACUCGACCCCACAUGCUACCCACAGGCUCCAGCAUGCAGGGGGCUGUGCUAUAAACCUCCCAGGUGCAAUUGUGUAUUGCGAAACAAAUUUGUAAACAAAGACAUUUUCAAUGGAUUUUCAUUUGUAAACCGAAAAUUGUUAACAAAGGCAUUUGUAAACUGAGGUCCCACUGUAUGUUUUUAGACUUCAAUAAGAUUAAUAAAAUGUUUAAAAUGCUUAUCUAUGUGACAAGAUUGUAUAUUUUUUGUGCUUCUUAGACAUUUCUUUUUUUUAACCAAUCAGUUUUUAUUGAGAUAAUAAAGUGUAUGGGGUACAGAAGGAAAAAAGGAUAACAUUCGGGGUUAUACAGGUCAGAUAUGGCCGUAUACAUUACAUCCCGUCUCAAGGGUCUUAUCAGUCACCUUAGAGAGUAAGGGUAACUAGUAACUUUUAGCGAACUGUAACAUGCCCUACAUUAAAGCCCUUGUGGGAGAAGGCUUUUAGUUGUGGGCUGCCUUCCUGGUGGAACGCUCUCCUUGCUUCAUGUUAUCUCGCAUUUAUGCAAAAGUGUAAGCUACUUAUAUAGUUGAGGGGUGUUUGGUCAGCGUAGGUCGGGGGUCAGGUCGGUGUCGUGGCGGAAAUUCUCUCCAUUUUGUCAAGUUGGGAAGGUGGUCCAUUAGUUAGGGGACAAUCUAGUGGUCAGGCGUGGUGCAGUCAUGGGGAGCCGCAGGCAUAUUAGUGCUGGGUGGGGCGUGCCAGCUCCCAGCCCACCAUGUCGGAUUUUGUAUGGUUGCGUACUUGUUGGGUUGGUCAGGGUACCCGGUGUGUGACGUCUGUCCACCCCCAACCCAUUAGGCAUGACUGUGUUCCCGGUUCUUAGACAUUUCUAUAGAUUUUUACUUUAAAGGAAAGUGCAGGGAUACUUUCUCUUAAAGGAGCAGCAUCUUUAAUACCUCUCACACUAGUUACUGAAACACCAUGUAUUAAGCGAAUUUCACUCUUUACAAAAUAUUCUGUAUUACUUUUCUUUCCAUCACUGGGAGUAUAUUUGUUUGCGUAGUUUGUACGUUUGCCAGAGAAGUUCCCACUCUCUAGGUAUCUACUAUAUCUAAUGGAACCAAUUGUUUAAACAUUCGCAGACUUUCCAAAAAGAUGAGUACCACUUGGAAGUGGUAAGCAGCAGGAGCUUCAGGGGCCAAAGUAAACACACUGAACAAGUACUUACUGGUGGGGUUCUGUGAAUUUAAAGGUGGGAGUUCAAUUCAAAUUAGGCAACAUUCAGGAGAUGAAGACAUUGCUUUUCUAGCUUUUAGAACUGCUUGCAUGGAAGAAAGUCCAAAAAAGACCUCUAAGCACUGUGCAGGUUUAAUUUUUUCUGGCACUAGCCCUACAUGUGAUGCCAUGAGUGCUACUUUGUACCUGGCAUUUAGUUGGUGAAUUCCCUUACAGUGAAAGACCCUUCUUUCACAUGGUAUCCGGCAAGAUGUUUUCUCAAAGUGCAAGUCAUAACAGAUCAAUAUAUUCUCCAACAUGCUAGACUUUUUGUGCUGGCUGCAUGCAAUUUAAGAGCACUUUGUAUAAAUUGGGAAUUUAUGAGGACAACUAAAACUGACCUUUUAAAGUCUCUGGUAGAAGUCUCUCUAAUACAAAACAUAAGCUCUCCUGUUCUGAGGUCUGAUAUUUUUAUAUUGAUAUUUUAUAUAUGUAUGUAUGUAUGACGGUAGUCUCCAUCACUGGGUAUGGAAGUUAGACACUAUGUGGGGGUUCCCAGAUUCCUAUUGUGUUUUGGUGACCCUUUGCCCAGUGUUGGUGCAGGGUAUGUUGAAUGUAUUUCUUGUCUGCGACUUUCCCCUCCCCCUUUUUUCUGUCCUAUUGUCCCAUGGUCACUGCCAGACCAGUUUAAACUAGCUGUCAUUUCCCUCCUCAAUCUCCCAUCAGCCCUUCCUUUUGUCUAGCCCCACCCUUCCUUAUACUGUAGUGCUCCAUUCCCUAUUGUAUGUAACUGAGGCUGUUGGGGGCAUAAAUGUGUGCUACGUGUAUUCAAGUUGCGGUUUUAACCUUCACCAAGUGUUGUCUAGAGUUUGGGGAAAGGGAUGUAAUCUGUUGAUGGAAAAAUGGUUUCCAGUAGCCUGGUCCAGAUUGGAAAAAGGCCUCAGAUCCCAGUCAAGCCUCGGCGACUGGGUCUGACGUGCUCCAGGGGCCCCGAUGGAAGCAUACUUGAUGGAGGUACUUCUCUGGAGUACUGGAGCUCCGUCAAAAUAAUAGUAUCUUUUACCAAUGUUGCUUUCCUUUCUAAAUCGGUUUACCAUUGUUUGCUAGACAUGUGCAAAUCGUCUUGGUCCAAAUUUAAAUUCGUCCGAAUUUUGGCAAUUCGAACAUUCAGAAGAAUCGGAAGUACUUCGGAUUUCUGAAAAGUGACAAAACAGAGGGAGGGAAUGAAAAUUAAGGGAGAGAGGACCGGAAUCUAACCCUACCUCUAGUAGGAUUAGGGUUAGAAAAUAAUAAAUAAAAUAAAAUUACAAAAAAGUUUACAUUUGUGCCCUGUGUAUUCAGAACAUCUAAUAAUGGAAACUGUUCUGCAUUUUGUUAUAACACUAGUGUUUGUGUUCUUUGUUGUAGAAAGUAAUGCCAGCUCCUCUGUGUAUGAGGCUGAUCCAGCAAAUCAGAGCUCCUCUGCUGCAUGGGCUAUCCUACCUCUUUGUAAGUACACAGCUGCUUCUAGAGACUAACUUUUUCUAUUGGUUUUUUUACACUUUAUUUUUGCUGUGAAUGUGAAUAACAAGGAUGACAUAAUAGACAUUGCAAAGUUUACAGGGACUUGACAUGUCAUUUCUGGUGAAGCGAUAACCUAGAAAUCAGCACAUCUUUAAAGUAAGAUAGGACAUGGUGUAUGUUGUUAAAUGGUAGUAUAUUAGGUAGGCAAGAAAUACGCACAAGUAAUUCUAUAGAAUAAGCCUAAAAAGCUGUAGAGAAUAACUAAUAGCGGAGCACUGAUUCUUGCAGGACGGUGUGCUGUAAUAAACUUGAGGCAUAGCGAUAGUGAGUAGUAGACCUUUCACAAGUGGUCAAAACGGUUAUCAUAUGCUAACAUAAUACGCCACCCUAGACAGCCGUAUUGACAUUGUAGAGCUAUAAAUGGUAGCAUAAAAAAGGUGGCAAGCACGGGGUGCUGCAAAACACAGUUUAAGAACCACUGCUAUAGACCAUUAUGACAUGGAGUAUAGAGCAAUACAGUGUCCCGUAGAGCAGGAAGUUAAUAAAUUUUUUUGUUAGCUGGUGACUAUGCUAUAUUCUGCUUGUUAAAUUUGCUAAACUAAUGGAGAAUAUGCACAAUUAAGUUCUGCUCUGAAAACUAUCCCUCCAUUAUAUGUAGUUUCAUAUGUGCAUGAAUUCUUAUGAACCAUAGACCUUAACGGGACACUAUAGUCACCAGAACAACUACAGCUUAUUGUAUUUGUUCUGGUGAAUAUAAUCAUUUCCUUCAGGCUUUUUGCAGAAAACACUCUCUAUUCAGAGAAAAUGCAAUGUUUGCAUUACAGCCUAGAGAUACCGCUAAUGACCACUCCUCAAACUGCAGCACUGACCCAGAAAGCACCUCUAGCAGCAGUGUGCAACACUGCCAUUCAUGGUCUCCACACUCUGCAUGGAGACACUGAACUUUCCUCAGAGAUGCAAUCAUUCAAUUCAGAUGAUUGACUAGGGCUGUUUGGCUUGUGUGCCCCUGAUAGGCAUCUUGGCCAAUCCCAUGGGAAAGCAUUGUGAUUGACUGACUGAGAAUCACUUUUUAUGUCAGCCAAGCUGGCAGGUCAGGGGCAGAGCCAGCAGCUGCAGACUUGACUGCAAGAUAUUACUAUAUUUAGGGAGGCGAGGGGGGGAGGGGGCACAUAAUGGUGCCGAAACGUUGGGGGGGUUUGGUGACUCGUGUUUCUGUCUUGAGGCUUGUAAGAAUUUUUGUGGUAAUUUAUUGUUUUAUUGUGUUUGCCCUUGCUUCUGUCACUUUGUUUAUCUUUUCUUAUAUGUUUUCACUCUGGUACUUUUUUGUACAUAAUAAAGCUAAGUUUUUUUGAGAUUGUUAUAGUGUGCAUUCUAUAUUCUAUGCACAUAAUGGUUUUAACAUUAUAGGGUCAGAAAUAGGUUUGUGUUCCUGACCCUUUAGUGUUUAAUGACUGGUGCACUCCUAGAACUUAUUAAAUGUAACCAUGUGGGAACAAUGCAUCUGUGUUGAAGGGUCCCUGUAAUGACUCUAAAUUUUUUUUUUUUUGAAGUGUUAAUAGUUAUGGCAGCCAUGGGAGGAUACCUCAUGUGGCGAAACUGGCAGAGAAAGAAUAUGAAAAGUAUGAACUUUGACAAUCCAGUAUACCUAAAGACAACGGAAGAGGAUCUUACAAUAGAUAUUGGACGGCAUGGAGCAAACAUUGGGCACACGUAUCCAGCAGUAAGUAUCAAAUAAGAGCCAUUUUAUAUGUACAGCUUCAUAUGUAAAGAGGCUUUGCGCAUGAUAGUCAGAAUUGUAUAUGGCUUAUUAAUAAAGAUCUCCAGUGGAUUCAGUAUGAUCAGAAUAAUGUGAGUGUCAUGACUAUUGUAGAUGUAGAAAUAACUACCGUAUAUACUCGAGUAGAAGUCCAGUUUUUUCAGCAUAUUUUUUGUGCUGAAAACCCCCCACUCGACUUAUACGCUCAUUAAUGUCUGUAUUAUGGCAAUUCACAUUGCCAUAAUACAGACCAGGACUGCCGGGCUCAUUACAAGCCCGUCAGUCCUGUUGGGGGCUGGCAGAGAGCUGUAACUUACUUUUCCUGCAGCUCCUGUCAGCUCCCUCCUCUCUCCUCCGUUCCGGUCAGCUCCACUGUAAAUCUUGCGAGAGCCGCGGGGAACACUCUGCGCGGCCGCAAGACUUACAGUGGAGAAGGGACUUGACCGGAACGGAGGAGAGAGAAGGGAGCUGACAGGAGCUGCAGGAAAGGUAAGUAACAGCUCUCUGCCAGCCCCCCUCCUACACAGCCAAUGCCACUGGACCACCAGGGAAUGAGAGCCCCCUUCCCUGGUCAGCUAACAAGCAGGGAGGGGGGGCGAAAAUAAAUAUAAAUAAAAAAUUAAAUAUAAUAAAAAAAUUAACAAUAUAUAAAAAAAUAAUUUAAAAUAAUAAAAAUGCCCACCCCCCACCAAGGCACUGCAUCACAUAGAUACACACACACACCACACUGCAUUCAUUAUAUACACACACUGCAAAUAAAUAUUCAAUUAAUAUAAUUUUUGGGGAUCUAAUUUUAUUUAGAAACUUACCAGUAGCUGCUGCAUUUCCCACCCUAGUCUUAUACUCGAGUCAAUAGGUUUUCCCAGUUUUUUUUGUGGUAAAAUUAGGGGUAUCGACUUAUAUUCGGGUAGUUUAUUUCUGGAACAGUGUCCGGUAAAAGAGCGCAGCUUUGGUACGAUAACGUGUAUUAAUUAUAAGACACUUUCAAAGCUUCCUUUAACUUUUCCUUUUCUGAUCAUUAGAUAUCCGUUGUAAACACAGACGAUGAUCUUUCCUGAGCACGGACGUUUGGUUGGCAUUCACCAUCUUCCUUCAGUCUACACUGCUUCAUCAGGAUAGUUCCUGUAUGGUAACCACGCCAGUGACUGAACACCACCUGCCCUCCUAAAUUCAUGGAUGGACAUUAAGAGAACACUUUGUACAUGUGAAGCAGAUCUUGAAAAUUGAUAUUGCCUACAACAGGAACCUCUUGUGUAUAUAUUUAACAUUGUUCAACUCUUGAUAUGGUUACCAUCCAAUCUAAUGCCCCACCCUCCCCCCCCCAACUUUAUUUUUUAUUUUUCUGGUCAGUAUUAACAAAAUCCUUUCCUCACAGGCCAAGUAUUGUAUAAAGCACUUUCCAUAUGAAGCCAUAUCCCAGCAAAUAACCUUUGUGCUCUAUAUGUAUAGUGAAUCCACCUGUACAUAUUUUGUAUAGGCAGUUUGUACAUAUAUCUAAAGAAACACAAUCACUAUUCUAAAGCACUUUGAAGUAUUUUGACUGUAAAUAAGUUUCUGUACACACUUUUUUUUUUUUUGGGGGGGGUUUUCUGUUAUAUUUUUUUUUCCAAUGUUUGGGGCGACGGCAAUAGACGAAGAAAACGGGUCAUUCAUAUCAAAUUGCCAAAUAAUUUCUAAAAUGUAAAGACAUUUUUGUAUGUGUGAAUGCGACUGUAAAUCUGUCUCGACUGUGACCUUUUUUCUAUAGAGGUAUGCAGAGGGUGAAAUCCCUGUCAAAAGAACCACUGGAGAUUCUUUUCAAAAUAAACAAAAAUGGACUUUGUUUGACUUUGUAUUUCUUAUCUGGAGAGCUUAAAUUAAGUUUAAAAUAGCUUUUGAUCAUGUAUAGACAGCCACCCACUGUUUUCAAAGUAGUAUAUUGACCAAUUUUCCUAUAGUAGUUUCCAUAGAUG
Molecule: messenger RNA, 89225 nt
Organism: Pelobates cultripes (western spadefoot toad)
Lineage: Eukaryota; Metazoa; Chordata; Amphibia; Anura; Pelobatidae
Source: the annotation of a GenBank genome assembly